GUGUGUGGUGUUUUUUUCCCUUGCCGCGCCCGUCGCCUCUCUCCUCUUAAUCUCAGGCCUCAGUCAGGCCUAGCCCACUGACGGUGCGCGCGCACCCGCCCGCUCGCGCGUUCUUUCUUUCUCUCCGUCCCUCCUCUCUCCUCCCCCCCCCCAGCCCGCCCCGCUCCUCCUCCUCCCUCAGCCCCGCCCGCGCGACCGGCGUUCGUUUCAGCGGGGCCGCUUGGCAUCUUACCGGCUCCCAAGAUGGCGUCCAUCAUGGAAGGCCCGCUGAGUAAAUGGACCAACGUGAUGAAAGGCUGGCAGUACCGCUGGUUCGUGCUCGACUACAACGCGGGGCUGCUCUCCUACUAUACGGUGCGUGUCGAGGGAGGGGGGGCAAACCGGGAGGACGGAGCUGUGGGGGUGGGGGGGGCGAAGCGGAGCACAGCCAGGAUGCCCGCUUGCCAGGGGUAGGGGUUUCUGAGAGAGGGAGUGUCGCGGUCGCGAGGAAGCCAAUAGGGAUGGCAGAGAUUUUGGCGCUAGCCAAUAGGGUGGUAGCGUUGGGAGAUUUAUGUGGAGGGGGGCGUGGGGUCGGGCCGCGUUUUAACUUGAGGCGACUGAAGUGGGGUUUUUUGUGGGGUGGGGGGAGCCGAAGGGCCUGGUGGUGCUAAGUGCUCUUUACUUUGUGAAAGGGGGAGGCGGGUCUCAAAAGCACAAGCCUGUUUUGGGUCUGGGGGCGGGCAAGCUGUACUCUCCUUGCUUGAGGAAAGAGGGGUUGACUCCUUUUGGCAAGCGAGGUAGAGCUUCCGCGUGAUAAACGUUGGCAGCCAAGGCUGCUUUUGUGCCGCAUUUGAAGGCGGAAUCCAACCAUUCCUCUCUUUCAAAGUAGGGAUAGACCAGAAAAGGGAAGUAGCAGUAACUUUCUCCCCCUCUCUGUCAGAUGGUGACUCCAUCCUGAGCACCCAAACUUGAGAGCAAGUUUCAUUGACGUUAGUAAACAAACAAAACACAGGCUCUGCUUAUGGUCUUGCCCAUUACUGUGUCUACUUCAGGGGAGACAUCUUGAUAAUUGAAAUCUGCACAGCACAGGGGAUUAAUUAAAAGCGUAAAGAGUUGUUUGGCAGGAUCAGACACAAGGUUGAACUACUGAGGCACACUUUCUGCAGCUUACAAACAGGACAUUAGGGACAAAACAAUAGAAGAUGUCUGUUUCGCAGUCUAUACCACACUAGUUACACUGUAUCUUUGAAAAUACAGUAACACACGAAUCUGGUGUUUACUAUGUAACAAUUUUGGCCUUAAAACAAAGUUUGAAUAGGUUUAAUUCAGUAAAUUGUUUAAGAUUCAGUUAAAUUGAGUGUUGCUGCUUCGGAUAGUAGUAGUCUUUGAUAGCGGUAAACUUUGCAAGUUAGCAGGUGCUUUGUGCGGUAAAACUUCUCAUUAGCACACAACUUGUUUAAUCCAAAUUUAUUUUAUGGUUUCAAUUAGAACAUUAUAGACAGGCAACUUGUUCAGGGUUAGUCAUAGGUAGCAGUCUUUUAACACUUAACUGGGAGUAAUUUGAGCUCAAUACGCUUUUGUUCUGAGUUGACAUGUAUAGAAUUGCACUUGUUUUGUUUUUACUUAGUUGCCACUUGAAACAUUUACCUUUUCUUAAUAAUCACCAAUGCAGUAUACUAUAUGAUUUUUUGUGUGUGUGAACAAUCUUAAGGCAGAGGCAGGGGUUAUUAGCUUGUGUAUGGGGGGGCGUUCUUAUUUUUAUUAUGUAUUUUUUAUGUUGUUGUUUUUAUGUUUAUGAGAUUUAUGGAUGAAGGACAGUAUAAAAAUUAAUAAAAUGAAGUAAAAUAAACAAGCCAUAGUAACUGCAAGGUCACUCUAUUGCUUCUUACUUAUUAUUGCCGAAAGGUGAUCUAUAAAUAUACUGAGUUCAAUGUGACUUAAAAUAAAAAUAAAUAAAAAUAAUUAAUUAAUAAAAACCAAUUCAAGUCUAAGAAGCAACAGGGAAAACUUCUAAUCACAUAGCAGCAGCAUGGGAUAAACCAGUCUUUCCCAAACUUGAGUCUUCAGCUGCUUUUGGUCAACAAUUCCUACCAUCCUUGACCACUGGUCUUGCUAGCUAGGGAUGAUGGGAGUUGUAGUCCAAAAACAGCUGGAGACCCAAGUUUGGGAAACACUGGGAUAAGCAGUGUUAGAAUAAACAACAGAGGAAUACAAAUAACUUAAUCUAGCUGCAGAAGUUACAGUGAAUAAGGUAAGUUUUAUUACCACUCCCUCUGAGAAGAGAGAAUGUGCCUGCCAAAAUUUCAGUGGGAAGGAAUUCCAACCACAACAGAAAAAAAAACCUGUUGCGGGCAGCCUGGCAUCUUGACUAAGCUGGAGACUGGGAUUGGUUAGUAACAUUUAAGACUAUGACAUGCUAUAAGUUUGAUCAUGUGAGUGUUAGGUGGAAAUAUGAGAUUACCAUUGUGGUCUUUGGUUGAAAUAGAGGCAUCUGUGUAUUUUAAGGCUUACACCAUAGAAUUGCCAUAUGGGUUUAGUUCUGGUGACUGAAGUGGGGUGGGUAAAGCAGUAGGAAUGUCCAGUCCUAAUACUUUAAGAAUAGAACAUGAUGAUAGCAGCUAAGUUUUGAGGUAGAAUUUUGAAGUUUGGGCAGAUGAGCUAGUCCUUGGGGUCAUAUUGGGAAAUUAUAAUAUGUAUAUUGAGAGGGAAGAUAAUCAUUUAGGGGGUAAUAUUUCAGAUAAAAGCGUUCUUAAAGAGAGUUGUCAGCAACUUUACUGGCAGAUGCUUUUUGCUUUGAGUGUGCAACAAGUUAGCAUGUAAGAGCUGCCACUUCUUAUGAAUGAUAAUAUAUCGCUGUGAAAAUGUAGAGAUUCUUAUUGUUAUAUAACAAGGGCAAAGAACCUGUGCUAGGAAGAGGUGUUACGGUACUUUAAAAAUAGGACUAACAUUAAAUUCCUGCUGCAGUAGUGCAAGAGGUAUGAGGGGCUGCAGUUCUCCAAUAUGGAUGCAGGAACCAUUAAUAUCACUUCUUAAUUUAGAUGACCCUUUAUUCUCCCCCCUCCCCAGAUUUUUCCAACAGGAUGUGAAUGUACUGCUGUACAUUUCCUUACAAAGUCUACACCAAUGCCUUGUGACCUUAGAGUGAGGGUGGGUAAUAAAUUGUAAUAAUAAUAAAUUAAGUUGCCACAUUUAAAUACAGCCUUUCUGUCAAGACACUCAAGGCAUUUUUACAAUCUUGGAGUAUUAAGACAAACAUGUAAAGUUGGGUGUGGGGAGAGGACAGUCGGACUGGAGCAGACACUGAUGUUGUCUCUGCUUCUUUCCCUUGCAUUCUUCUUCCUCCCAAGUAGGAAUAUUAUAAGGAACAAUUAACAUAGUGGGUAUGGAGUAGUAUUGUGUGGCUUCCUUUCUGGGUGCAUGAAUAUAAGAGACUAAGGAUGGAGAUCUGGAGAUCUGUGUUUUGGUGUUCUGCUCUUGUGCUAGUACUGUACAAAGAGCUCAAUUUGCACAUAACUCUUAAGCCAUGGUUUGUUGAGCACACAAACCCAGCCCAACAAACUAAGCAUGAUUUGUUUUCUAUCAGCAAACAACAUUGUGGAGACACGACUUGUUGGCUUACAACCCAUGGCUUGUUUUAACUGUGGUUUUAGCGUUACUGCCAAACCCAGCAGCCUUGCUUAAUCAUGGUUUGUUUCAUCAUUGCACCUCAGACACUCACCAAACUACAAAGGCAUGACGCAAGAGCCACUGGAAAACAAACUAAACUUUCAAGAAAUAAGAUGUGACUUGUUCAUUCAUCUGUGAGAUGGUUCAUGGUUUCUUCAACAAACCAUGGUUAAAAUAGCAGUCACGGUGAUUCAUUGCCUGAAGUAAAGCUGUAAAAGUAUUUGCCUUGAUGUUGGCUUGUGAAUAUAUUCACUUUGCAGGCAAACAGUUCAAAUAUGCUUAUGUUUCAAACUCAUAUACACUGUUUAAAAAUUUGAAUUUGCCAACAUGAUGCAGUGUGAUUGUCUUUAUCAUAGUUAUUGUAUCUUUUUUCUUAAGGUGUAUGAGCUUUGAAUAGGAAGGCUCUUCUGAAAUAAAAAGAAUUUAAUGUGAGGAUAUGUUCACAAUAUGUUGCUUUCUAAUUGAAUUCAUUGCUUUCCAAUUGAAACUUAAGAACAUAAGAACAACCCUGCAGGAGUAGACCAAAGGCCUGCCUAGUUUAGUUUAGUUUCCUGUUUCCCACAGUGGCCAACAAGAUGCCUAUGAGAAGCCCACAAGCAAGACAUGAGGUAACAGCUCUCUCCUGUUGCUGUUCCCCAGCAGCUGGUAUGCAGAGGCAUGUCAUCUCUGACUCUGGAAGUGGUAUAUUGCCAUCAUGACCAGCAGACAUUGAUAGUCUUAGCCUCCAUUAAUUUGAGUUAGAGCUUAAUUGGGUGAUCCUGAAUUCUAGUAUUACAAGAAAGAGAGAAUAACUUCUCUCUAUUCCUUUUACAUGUAUAUUCUUUGUCCAAAAAUUUCAGGUUCUGCAGAACAUUAAAUUUUCAUCAACAAAAGAACAGGCAAGCAUAGUGGGUAAAUGUAAACUCACCUGGUCUUUAUAAUUUUGCUGAUGUUGGGGUGUUAAAGGUAUAGCUCAUCUUAAACCAUUCCAUGUACUUUGGAGAACACUGAAAUUGCCAUUUCUAUGAGUUCAUAAGGGAAAAUGGAAAUGCCUGAGAAAAUAAAGUGAGCAAACCCAAUGGCUGAAAGAGUCAUUAAGCAAAACUCUAUUUCAUUGCCAGCUGUAACUUUUAGUUCUGGUUUAAUUUUUUUGCCCCAGGGAUCUAAAUUUUCAGGGGGGAAAUGUACAAAGAAUUUAAUUGUAUAAGAGAAAUACAUCAAGAUCAAUUUAGGCUUUCUUCUGUACACAUUGCUGUAGAACAACAACCUCAUUAUGUCUUGUACACAAAACUGGAAACAGAGAACUCCACUGCAGGUUUUAGAUAGAGUUUCUUUCUGUUUCAGCAAGAUGCUCCUUUGCCACAAAGGAAAAUAAGCAGUGUACUGUUUACAUAAAUCUUCUGCAUGAGGUAACUGCAUUCCAUUCUCAUUUGGUACCUUGGACUCUCCCUCUGCUUGCAAUAAGUAACCUGAUACUUCACAUCUGUUCAAAACAAGAUUCUUGGUGAGCUUGUUUUACAGACAAAAGUAUAAACGUCUGUUAGGAAAUCAGAUGUGCACACUUCUGCACUGGAUAAUCUUUGCGAUUUGCUUUCAGUCCUCAACAAAUUGGGGGUUGCAAGGAAUCCUGAAUGGGAGGGGGCAGAUAAGCAUUUUGGCAAGCUCUCGCAUAAUGCAGUAGUAUGAGCCUGGUGAGCCUGGGGUUAGAUGAGUAUCUUCCUGCUCAUGUAGGCCUGAACUUUGGUAAUUAAGUGCUGUAAAGGUAAAGGGACCCCUGACCAUUAAGUCCAGUCACAGACGACUCUGGGGUUGCGGCGCUCAUCUCGCUUUACUGGCCGAGGGAGCCGGCGUUUGUCUGCAGACAGCUUCCGGGUCAUGUGGCCAGCAUGACUAAGCCGCUUCUGGCGAACCAGAGCAGUGCAUGGAAACGCCAUUUACCUUCCUGCCAGAUCUAUUUAUCUACUUGCACUUUGGAGUGCUUUCGAAUUGCUAGGUUGGCAGGAGCUGGAACCAAACAACAGGAGCUCACCCCAUUGCGGGGAUUCGAACCACCGACCUUCUGAUCGGCAAGUCCUAGGCUCUGUGGUUUAACCCACAGCGCCACCCGUGUCCCAAUUAAGUGCUGUAGUGUAUCGUAAUUACUGUAUAGUGUUGACAGCUAAGGUUUAUGGCUACUGCUUGCAAAAUGUGAGAAGUAUGGACAUGAUAGGAUAGUAUAUGGAGGAUACCCUCUCCUCCUGUCUUCCAACUCCUAUCUUUCGUGCUUUUCCUUUGCACGUAGCCAGAUGGGCCACAUUGCCUCCGUGUAACUACUAGUGUAACUGGGAUAGCUCAGCCAUGAGAGCAUGAGACUCUUAAUCUCAGAGUGGGUUUGAACUGCCUGGUGGGCAAAAUAUUCCUUCAUUGUAGGAGGUUGGACUAGAUGACCCUCAUGGUCCCUUUCAACCCUCCUAUGAUUCUAUGAUACUCUUAUUGUGAUAGUUCAGAGUGAUAGGGAAAUGCUCAUCAUUAUGAUGGGUAGUUUGUGUUGCAGAAGCUUGUAGAUUGCAUGGUCUAAGUCUGUGUUUGCAGAGGCACAUUGGGGUGGGGUCAGACUUCUUGUCUCUGUUUAACUCCAGCUGUUGAAGAUAAAAUUUCAUGUGAUGUAGGAGAUCUGUGAUUGGCUUUUCUGGUGUGUGCGUGUUGUUGUUUUUUUAACUGAAACACUGUACAGCCAUGGAAAACUGCCAAUAUGAUCAUAGAAGCAGCCCUACUGUAUGUUCAACACUGCCCGCUCCAUGUAAGUUCCAGGCAAAUUGCUCCUCCAAGCUGAUGCUUGUGUGAGUGUGAUUUUACCCUGUGGGGUGAACAUAUUGCAGGGAAACUUUAACUCCGAGAACUGCAUGGAAAAAGGUUAAACAUUAUUGUUACGGUAAAAUCUGGGUGCGGGGCUACUCUGCCACCCAGCUCGUCGGACUAAGUCCGCGGGUCCCUGCGGAAGAAAAAUGAGCUCAGCCGGAGACAGGAGCAAACUGCAGAAGAUCCAAGUUUAUUGCGCAACAGGUUCAAGGCGAGAUUGAACAGCGAGAAAGGGGUGACAUGAAUUUUUGAAACUUCACUCCAUGUCCCAGAAUACAGUGCAAAAUACAUCCCAGUUACAUCAUGAAUACAUUAAGAAGAGGUUGGGUUACACAGAUUACAUCACGAAUACAUUAGGAAGAGGUUGGGUUACACCGGAUUAACAUAUGGAGGAGGGAGGGGGGAAUAUGCAGAGCUGGAGAUAUGCGCAGAUAAGCACAUCCUGAGUACUGGUGAUGGGAAGACAAUGGUCCAUGUAUGCAUAGUCUGCCACCUGGCAUUGCCCGGAGGAAAGGCUUGGCAGAGCGAUUUGACAGGAUUAGGGUCUUGACACCUUGCUUGAGGGAUUAUGGAGGACAGGGGAGGUGUCAUGGAGUCCUAGAGAAAUUGAGCAAAUUGGCGCGUUGAUUUUCUAUGAAUUUUAUAGAUUUUAGUCCCUUUUGACAUUGACAAUUGGAAAUAAAUGGAUAUAUUGUAGCGAAGAAGAAGGUGAAGAAGACAUGCCCCCCCUUCCGUAUCAAUUAUCUUGCCCCCUCCACUGUUCUGAUCAAAUUGCCUGCCCUAUGCAUGAGAUUCAGUCAUAGAUCUUCUGAAUAAUGUGUACUUUGGUCCUGAGAAUCAAACUUGUUAUGUUCUGCAUAACUCUGCACCAACUGCUGUUUUGGUCACACUGUAACUUGACUUAAUAUCAGCCUCCGUUACUGAAGAUUGAAAAGAGGCCACUGUAACAUCAACUUAAAAAAAAAAAAAAAAGAUUCAGUGAGGAUCUGGAAAAUUACUGGCUAAUUAGCUGAAUGACUGUUCUAGGAAAGCUUUUCAAAAGCUUUUGUUAAAGUUUCUCACCAAAGAUUCCCAAGUAAGCUUAAUAGUCAUGGAAUGAGAGAAAGGGUCCUUAUAUGGAUUGGUAACUGGUUGAGAAAACAGGAAGCAGAGAGUGGGAAUAAACAGUGUUCUCAGUGGAGGGAUAUAGAAGGUGGAGUCCCCACGCUUGGUAUGAGGAUCUGUGCUGUUUAACCUAAUUUAGUAGCCCUAGGGUUACUUGAGUUAGGGAUGCAGUAGCCAUGCUUGCUGAUGUUACCAAAUUUGAACAAGUUGGUUAAAACAAAAAGAGGUUGUAAGCAGGGGCGUCACAAGGGGAGGCGGGGGGGCGGUGCGCCCCAGGUGUCAGGCCUAUGGGUAUGUGACAAAAUCCCCCCUGGGCGGGAAAGAGGGAGAGGCCUCGAGGCUGAGGGAGUGAGAGAGAAGUGAGGUGGGGGGUGGGAGGAAAUAAGAGAGAGAGAGGAGGGCGACCGAGUAAGAGGGAAGAAAGGAAAGAGGCGCCGCCUCAGGCUCUGGGCAGUGGCAGCAGUGGCAGCAUCCGGCUGCUCCUCCCUCAGUGCCCUGCGGUGUCUAUCCAGUCCCUGACAUUGGCCACUGUGAGAAAAGAGUUCUGGAUUAUAUCAGUCUUUGGCCCAAUCCAGCAGGGCUCUUAAACAUGUCACAUAGUCCCAAUAUGUCAUAUCAGAGACCUGAAAAACAACUAAACUUUAAUGUAUUCAAAUGAUCUAUGAGCUGGUGAAAGAUAAAAAAGUGAGUAGAAAAACAGAGAUAAGCUUGCAGUUAUUUAAAAGUGCUAAAUUUCCCCUUCAUCAUUAACAGAGAUGUGGGUUAUCAGUGCCUGUAUUGAAAUGUCUUCUUUCUCAAUUAUAGCUUAGGGCAUGGCUAGUUCUGGGAAUUGUUUACUGAUCUCUUGGUUCAGGUCUCAAAAGGUGCGCUUGAAAAUAACAAAUUUAAAAAAAACUUUCCUGACAGGCCUAUGAUUGUGACAUUAAGCAUGAAGUUGUAUAUUGUCUUAAUCUUUUUCUCUACCUCUCACAAGCCUGGCAUUAUCUGGAAAAGUUAAUACUGCAGUAAAUAUAUUGUUAUUGCUCAAUAAUGCAGAUGGGAAGAUAUUCACAAACAGUGCUUUAAUCAUUUGAUCAUUUAUGGCAAACACUGAGGGAGUCUACUAAGUUCAGAAGGGCCUUGCUCAAGGCAAGUGAAUAUAACAUUGCAGCCAUUGUAAGUUUAGAUGGUUUGUUUUUACUUGAAAUUUAUUCCCAAGGGUUGCUCAAUAAGACAUAUUUGCAGGUCUAUACAGUAUUAUAGUUCAGUAGUCAGCUUAUUUUCUCUUUCUAGAGAAAUCUUUCCUGUUCCCAUCCUCUGAUCCCCUUCUGUUGGGAUGAAUUAGGUCCUUCUGUGCUUUUAAAAUGGAUUUUUGUGGCUUAGCUUUUAAAGAGGUUUGCCUUCAUAAAUAUGCAGUGUAUGCCUAUAUUAGUCUAUAGUCACUCUUCAUUGAUGUUAUGAAAUCUAUUUGCUAUUUUACAGAAAUAUAUUGCACAAGAGGACUAGAUAGAACUGCUGCUAUUGCUUUGAGUAUCCAUAAGAUGGAGACAAAAUAUGAGAUUCUUCUCCUUUCUUGGCUUGGGAAUUUUAGGCCCAUUGUUUUUGAGUUUCCUCUUCAUGUCAAUGCAGUGGAAAAAUCCCAGGCAGUAGAUUAGAUUCUGAAACUGCUUCCAUGUUAGUUUAUUUCUGUCAAGAUAGCAACCUUCAUCUAGUAUUUACAAUUACUUGGUAAAUGCUUUCAUAGGGAAACUCUGCCCUCCAGAUGGUUUGGGACUACAAUUCCCAUCAUCCCUGACCACUGGUCCUGUUAGCUAGGAAUGAUGGGAGUUGUAGUCCCAAAACAUCUGGAGGCCUGAGUUUGCCUAUGCCUGCUUUAGAUUAUUCACUCAUUUCUCAUAUUUUCUUUCUUAUUUCUAAAACCUCAUCUCAAACAGUUAUUUGAUCAUGGCAAUCAAGCCAAACACUAGUUGCGAGAACCCUGCCUCUCCAUUGAUCCUUGACUUCACGUCUUCUUAUGAGGGCAAGAGCAAUUCUUUGUUCUACUCUCCAGCUCUAAGUUGGGAAGUGGAAAGAACUGCCUGAUAGUAUUUCUGAAGUUCUCCGAGUUCCUUGGCAAUGCAAUGGUUAUAUAAUGCCAGCCUUCCUCCAAACCUUGAUGCUAAAUAGGAUCUUUGUGCAAAUGCAUUGGUAGUUCUUCAAGGGUGGGAAGGCUGGGGCUUCUCACAUUAACCAAAGGAAUGAAAUUCAUGUAGUGUAAGUUGACUGAAGAAGCAGCAGUUUGCUGUCAGCCACAGGCAUUCUGGAUACUGACACCCAAAAGAAGGGUGGUAUUUGUUCUCUAACUUUCACAGCAGCUAUCUUAUUAGUUGCAUAGACUGCCCAAACUGUGCAGCCAGGUCUGAGCCUAUACUGUAAGUGCUUGGAUAAACACCCCUCUGAAAUGAUGCCCAGUUAAUUGAGUGCUCUAUAAAAAGCCAUCUACAUGUCUUUAAACAAUUGGUUAGAUUCAUUGAUUGACUAUUACAACCCUAUUUUAGAUGUUAUCUUUCUUAACGUAUGUGUGUAAGGGUAAGGUGCCUGUUUGGAAAAACAUACAUGAAACCACUGGGUGGGGUUAUCCAGAGGUUUGGAGUACGUUGUCAGCAGUAUGCUGAUGACACUCGGCUCUAUUUCUCCUUUAAAUCUGCAGGUGAGGCGGUGAAAGUGCUGGACCAGUGUCUUGCUUCAGUAAUGGACUGGAUGAGAGCCAACAAACUGAAACUCAAUCCAGAUAAGACUGAGGCACUGUUAGUGGGUGGUUCCCUAGACCGGAUGGGUGGGAGAUCGCCAGCUCUUGAUGGGGUUACACUUCGUAGUUUGGGGGUACUCCUAGAUCCUUUCCUGUCGCUCAAGGCUCAGGUGGCCCCAGUGGCCCGAGUGCCUUCCAUCAGCUUUGGCUGAUGGCCCAGCUGUGCCCCUAUCUGGACAGGGAUAGCCUAAUUACUGUUGUAUAUGCUCUGGUAACCUCAAGGUUAGAUUACUGCAAUGCGUUAUACGUAGGGCUGCCUCUGAAGAUGGUUCGGAAACUUCAGCUAGUGCAGAAUUCAGCGGCCAGGUUGCUCACUGGAGCAAGACGGUUUGCGCAUAUUAUGCUGAUCCUGGUCCAACUUCACUGGCUACCAAUUUCAGGCCCAUUUCAAAGUGCUGGUUUUGACCUAUAAAGCCUUAAAUGGCUCAGGACCGCAAUAACUCAAGGACUGACUCUUUCUAUAUGAACCUACCCAGACUCUGAGAUCAUCUUCUGAGUCCCUUCUUUGUGUGCCUCCUCCUCUAGAGGUCAGGAGGGUGGCAACAUGAGAACGGGCUUUCUCUGCAGUGGCUCCCCAUCUAUGGAAUGUGCAGGGAAGUUCACCUGGCGCCUUCAUUAUACACGUUUAGGCGCCAGGCAAAAACAUUCCUUUUUAACCAGGCCUUUGGUUGAUUUGAUUUACAUCCUAUGCCCUUUUUAAAUGUGGGGUUUUUUUGGGGGGGUGCUAUUGGUUUGUUUUCAUUUUAUGUAUUUUAUGGUUUUAUAUUUUGACUUUUUUUUUGUGAACCGUCCUGAGACCUCCGGGUAUAGGGUGGUGUAUAAAUUCAAUACGUAAUAAGAAUAAUACAUAUGAUCUAGGAGGACAGAUAGUAUGGUAGCAGAAGGUGAGGAAAUACAGCCAUUUCCAUACAUCAGUGGUCACCUCUUGUUGCUUCUCCCUCAUAUCCUAUUAAUCUAAGGCUAGUUAGUUCUGACAGACAGCAGGUGAAGUGGUCAGUGUUCAGCCAUAUCACUUCAGACUGUAAGUCUUCACCAAAAAGGGUUGCUGCUUCACAAAAAGGGUUCCUGCAUGUAGAAGAGGCUAGGCUACAACUCUUCUCACUGAUACCUACUUUUCAAUGUGCUAGACGGGGAACUAGAUAAAAAAAGCAUUCAGUUACAUGAAUCCUUAACUUCAGUUUGAAGUGAGGCAGCUUACUACAGGUUUUCUGACUCCAUCUGCUGUUUGUGAGAACUAGGUCUAAAUCCUCUGGGCAUAAGCACUGGUGUUGUGUACAGAACUUAGCACACUUGCAGUAAAUAAAAUGUAUGAUGGCAUGGUGCUGUUGUUCCCAAGCUUGCUUGCAAAAAAACUUGAACAGAGGCAUGAGUCUGCCUUAGAAUACAUUUUAUCAAAAGGAGCUCUAGCUUCUAUGAGAACAGCCUUAAACUUUUAUUUGCAAGUUUAAUAGGAAGGGAAAUAACUGAUUGACACCACUUUUUAAGUAAAGAAAAACUUGUUUGGAAUGGCAGCUUGCAUCUUGCUUCAGUUUUUACUGCCUCUGUUGAAUAGAUUGUCAUAUGCCUGUGCCCUUAGAGCUAAAUAGCCUAGUUUGCUUUUUGAAUUCUUAAACACAAAUAGGAGAGGCCCUCUUCUUGAUUAUUUUGAGUUUGCAGUCUUCUGUGUGGUGGAACAUAUUGUUCUGUAUAGUUUUGUUUCAGUCUGUUAGCCUAGUUGUGACUUAGAACAAAAGGCUGCUAAACAUCUUUAUUCCCCAGUCCUGGUUUCUGUGGCUGAUUACUAAUUUUUCCGCUUCCAGACAAAUGUUUUUCCUGUAGCUUUCGAACUAGAGUGGCCUUACUAGAAUGUCAUAGUAAACUAUGAUUUCACUUUUCUGAGCUGUUGGUUUCUUUUGAGCAAUAGCAGACAGGAGACAAACAGCUAAGAAAGGCAUGUUCAUGGUAAACUAUUAAAUGUGGUUUACUGUGACAUGCAAAUUGAGCCAGCAGCUUAGUUCACACAUAAACUGUGGUUUGUUUAAGCUGUGGAUUGUUUAUCAAACCAUAAAUUAACCCCAAGUUGUUUCACAGACAAUCAAACAACCCAUGUAUUGUUUCUCCAGCAUUUGUUUUCCAGCGGUUAAUGCCUCAUGCGCUUGUAAUUUGGUAUGUUUCUGGGGUGGGAUCAUUAAGCAAACCAUGGUGCUGGGUUCCCAUAUAAUGCUAAGCCAUAGUUAAAGCAAACCAAGGUUUGUAAGCCAUUUAGCAAACAAUGGCUUCCUAUUGUGGCUUGUUGGCAGUAAACAAACCAUAGUUAAACUGCUAGGCAAGGUUUAUACAUAUUGCUAAUCCAUUCGUUUAAAGUUGCAUGGGAACUGGGCCAGUGUCAUUUUGGGGCAUUUUUAUGGUAUGUAGUGGGCUAUAGGGCAGCAGAAGCUGGUUUUAGGAGAACCCAUAAUUAUUAAACAACAAAUGGGGUGGAUUACAGAUGGACUAAUAAAAAAGUAGAGGCAUAAUGGUGAGGUGUUAGGUAGCUUGACUCCUGCUCCGUAAAGAUGCAUGCAAGCGGGACUGGGAGGAGUUGGGCUACCCACUUCAUAAUCACGAGAGUGGGCUUUGGAACCACUUAUUUGUGCUCUUUAGUUUCUUCUUAGCGUCUUUCCUUGGAGAAGAGUAAGAAAUUAAUAUUUUGGAGCCACUUUCCUGCUCAACAGAUCUUUAUGAGGCACUUACAUGAUAAAAUUUAGCAUACACAAUCUGAGUGCCUCAUAUCUGUGGUAAAUCUUAUGGGUUAAGUAGAUACCUUUCAUUUUUACAUGUGUAUAUAUUGUGAAGACUCACAAGACAGUUGGUGUGUAGAUAACAAGAGUAUGAACAAUUUUGAAGCAUUUGCAGUGGUGAAAUUUUAUUUAGCUGACUUAUUUUUCUAUUUCAGUCAAAGGAUAAGAUGAUGCGGGGAUCACGCAGAGGCUGUGUUAGAUUGAGGGUAAGUAUCUGUUUUUAUACAUCUCUUAGAUGUGUGCUGUGUGAUAUACUUGACAAAUACUUUGCUAGCCUCUGAGAUGGUUUUUGUUUUGUUCUGUCAGUGAUCAAUUAAACAAAUUAUAUUUUCCUUCCAUAUCUUAAAUGCAAUCUAUAUUUUCUUCAUUACAAAAUUCUUUGAGGUCUAUAUGCCUUUAAGAUUGAAAUUGAGGCAGGUUGCUGCCCAUUUUAUGACAGUUCUGUUUGUGUUUUUGUUCAAAAUCGGCUAAAAAACCUAUGGUGGUGAUGUUAGCUUGACAUUUCAGGCUUCUCAAGUUGUCUUUGGCAUUACUGCACAGUUGUCCCUUUGAGUUAUUGGCUGUUUUCAGGUUUUAUUGGUAGUUGACAGCCAUUUAUGCUAGAUGUUGGACUGAAUUAAGAUAUGUAUGUUUGUGUGUGUACGUAUACAGUUGACUUGCAACUUGCCAGCUGAAAUCACACAAAUUAAACACGCGCAAGGUGGAGAGUUUAAAAACACUUUCUGUGCCAUGUUUUUCCAUUGCGGAAUGAGCUUUUAAGCUCUCACACUUGCUUACCAGACUCUCGUGCAAGCUCUGGGAAGCUCCUGCAAGAUCUUGUGGGGCUGUCCAAGAUCUUGUGACAGCCCACCAGAGCCCACAUGAGACCUUCCCAGAGCCUGAGAACUCUCAGACUUUAGGAAGUCUCAGACUUUAACAAGUCUGAGAACUUAAAAACUCUUUCUGCACUGGGUUUUCCCACUGUAGAAAGAGCUUUUAAGCACUCUGCCUUAUCUACCAGACUCUGCUGAGCUGGCAGAGUUAACAGGGACUGCAGGAAUGGAGAGAAGCAUUGUCUGGCUUCACAGUUUUUCCCACAUUGUGAUUUUUGUAUAGCGCACCCACACCCACACACUAUGAUUUGUGAUAUAUAGCCAGGUCAUAUGGAUUCAAGCUGGUUUCAAUGAUACAUUGCCCAGCCCUAGGUAAGGUCAAGGCCCAUCUAGCUCAUCCACCUAAGUCUCAGUAAUGCAAGCUGGAUCAGCCCGAUCAAAUUGUGAGUGAGCAUGGUUUUCUUAUGGAGUGAUCUGGCAUAAGCAUAAGCAGCAGCAGCACCAGACCAGAGGGUUCAGGGAUGGGGAGUUUCAGCUUUGUUCAAUAUUAUAGGAUAGAAGUUAUAUAUGAUAGCUGUGUUUUGUACAUGCCUUUACUGUAAUAGUUUGUAAUUCAUGUUAGCUUAUUGCAAGAUCUUAGGUCCAAAUAGUCUGAUUUUGGAAGUUGGUUUUUAACAAAGGGAAGAGUUGUGUAGAUUACUUAAACAGUUUGUUUUAUAGCUGAUAUUAAAUUAGUUUUGUCUCUGUCCUGAGCAUAUGUUAGCUUUUUGUAAAAUUAUGAAUCCCAAAAAGGACAUGGUAAAAGCUUUUUAUUUUUGUCAAGAGCAUGUUAGGUCAUAAUUAUAUUUUCAAGCUGUUUUAAAAUACAGUGGUAUACAGUGGUACCUCGGGUUAAGAACUUAAUUCAUUCUGGAGGUCCGUUCUUAACCUGAAACUGUAGUAAAUAGUAAAUAAUUUGGGUGCUAUCUGGAAUUUGGUAAGUCACCUGUGUGUAUCUUGGAAAUGGAAAUGGAACAGCAAAAUGCUUUUGUCAUUUGUUGCAAUAUGGCUUUUCAAAAUUCCUGAUGUGCGUACAUUGUAAAAAUAGCCUUUCACAUACAAUAAAACAGAUUCCAUAUUGCACUUUAAAUUCCAUUUUGUAGUUUAAGAUGUAAUUUCUUGCUGCAAAAUAUUCAGUUGUCACAGUAGAAUAAUUUACAAUAGUGACCUUAGUUGUAGCUCAAAGGCUUCUCCAUACUUUCACUUGACCCAUAUUUUGAUUGUCUGUUGGACUAAUUAAUUCCUUGAGUCUGAGAGCUUUUCUUGUUUUCCAUGGUUGUGCCUUGCAAAAAUCUGAUCUUACCCACUGAAUUGGAUCUUAAAAUCCAAAGGGAGAUUUUGCCUAAACAAUUCUGCAGGUAGGAUCAAUUUUUCACAAGGCACAGCUGGGGAAUAACAAGAAAAGCUCUUGGACCCCGGGGAAUUAAUCUGUACACAGUAUGAUCAAAAUAUAGCCUUUUGAUGUUGAGCAUUCUGUGGCUCAGUCUUGUGCAUGCUUACUUGAAAAUAAGUUCAAGUACAGUACGUUGGUGGGGCUUAUUCCCAAGUAAGCGUGUAUAGAAGUGCCUUAGGCUGCAGUCCUAUAUACACUUAGGAGUAAGCCCCAGGAGUGAUAAAAACGGACUUGCAGGCUGGACUGUUAAUGUAUUUAAAAUGAAACAUGUAGGAAAUAUUAGAAAAAAUAAAUGGAAAUAAGUCCAGUCUUUCAAUCGUCAGUGGAUUUUGAUGUGAAAUCUUCUCCUUCUGAAUAAUGUGAAGUGUCCCCCCCUCGAUAAAUACUGUUCCAUAACUAGAACAUAAUAGUGCGUAAGCACAUAAGAACAUUGAUCUCUGCUGGAUCAGGCCAAUGGCUAAUCUAGUCUUAACAUCCUGUUCACACAAUGGCUAACCAAAUGCCUAUGAGAUACCCAUAAACCAGGACCUUUCAUCACUUGUACAACUUGUGGGUACGUUUUUCUCUGUCCUUCUGUAAGCUGCUGUGAUGGGAUGAUGAGCUGCUUGUGCGUAAAAUCGUAUCCCCUCAGAGUUUGUUCAAGUCCACAAACCUCUGUCUGUGACAGAGCCCCUCAGACAUGGCUACUCUAGUCACUAGCAGAUUCCGACAGUGGUUGCUUUCGUAAUCGCUUCCAACAUAAAAGCUCCUUAACGGAAACACGUCUUCUGGAAUCUCUGCGUGACAGUUUCCGGCGAGGAGUGGGUGUUCUUACAGGAGGUCCUGAAACCUCUCCACUGUUUUCGCUGGAAGUGUCUCUGAGCCAUCCCUCCAGCUCAGCUCCUCUCCCCCUGCUGGUUCCCUCAUCAGCUGCUGCGUCUCUCCCAACCUGUGUGAGCCCUUUCACCUCCCUGUUGGUUUCCUCUUCAGCUGCUGCGUCUCUCCCAACCUGUGUGAGCCCUUUCACCUCCCUUCCGUCCGAUGGCAGUUCCCUGACAUCCACCUCCCCUCCAGGGCCCCCUUCACCCCCUCUCGCCCCCUCCUCUACGGGCGGUGAGGAGGCACAACCCCGGAAUGAACUUCCUUCAUCUUCCGAUGUCUCGAACACUUCUCUCAACCUGUUGCGGUUCCUGGUCUCGAAGUACACCUCCUCCUCAGAGUCCAUCUCCCCUUCCCCUUCCGAGUCCGGGAAUCCUUCCAACUCCUCCCCUUCAUCAGUGGUCCCAAAGUAUUCCCUCCGGAACCUCUCUACAGGCUGAGGUUUCCUUGGGAACCUUUGAUGGAACGUUUCUAUCAAUACCUCGUCAUUGAUAUCUUCAGCCAUUACCCAAGUGUUUUCUGACUCCGGUUCUCCUUCCCACGCUACCAAAUACUCCACCUGAUCCCCCUUCCACCUGGCGUCGAGGAUUUCUGCCACAUGGCUGCUGCAUUCUCUUUCUUCUACGACCGGUCCCCGAGUGGCCAGCCCUUCUCGUCCCCCUUCGUACGGUGACAGUAACGACCUGUGAAAUACUGGGUGCAGUUUCAUGUGGUUGGGUAACCGGAGCCUGAAAGCCACUGGGUUGACCUGUUGAAUGACCUCAAAGGGACCCAACCUCCUGGGUCUUAAUUUCUUACAACCUCCGUUGACCGGCCACCCUUGGGUGGCCAGCCACACCCUAUCUCCCACCCUUAUGGUUUCACCUUCCCUUCGGUUCUUGUCUGCCUGCCUCUUGUAUUCUUCCUUCGCCCUUUCUAAGUUGAGUUGGAGCUGACGAUGGAUUGCUUCCAUUUCUUCCACAAAAUGCUCGGCUGCCGGGACGCUCCAUCUCUCCCCCUCUCCCCUGGGAAAGCCCUGGGAUGACACCCAUAAUUAGCCAAGAAGGGGCUCAUCCCUGUGGACACAUUCUCGGCAUUGUUGUAGGCAAAUUCCGCCAGCGCCAACUUUUCUACCCAGUCAUUCUCUCUGUCAUUGACAUAACACCUCAGGUAUUGCUGGAGGACACCGUUUGCUCUUUCCGCCUGCCCGUUGGUUUCAGGGUGCCGGGCAGUCGAAAAAUUGACCUCCACCUGCAGUAAGCUCAUGAGCUUCCUCCAGAACCUGGAAGUAAAUUGUUUUCCUCGGUCUGAGACCACCCUCAAUGGCACUCCGUGCAACCUAAAAAUGUUUUCUACAAAUAACUUCGCUGUCUCUUCCGCCGUGACUGCAUGCGAGCAAGCUACAAAGUGGCACAUCUUUGUUAGUAGGUCUACCACCACCAUGAUGGCUGUUUUCCCUUUGGACUUUGGCAGAUCAGUCAUAAAAUCUAUCGACACUGCCUCCCAAGGUCGUUCUGGGGUUGGUAAGGGUUCUAAUAGCCCCGCCGGCGCCCGCCUUUCCCCUUUGGCUCGCUGGCAUUGCUCGCACCCUCUUACAUACUCACGUACAUCUUCCCUCACCUUAGGCCACCAAAAUUCCCUGGUGACCAACCACAUGGUUUUGUGUUGUCCAAAAUGCCCCGCCGUAGGGCUGUCGUGCAACUGCUUGAGUACCCUCCCCUUAACUCUCCUUCAGGGAUAUACAGUGCCCCUUUGUAAUACAAAGCUCCAUUUCUUUCCUCGAAACCCCUGGUUCCUCUCCAUCACCCCUAAGACCUCUGAGCUUAUUCUGGGCGUAUUCAUCAUUCUCUGUUUCCUCUACCAGUUCUCUUUGUCCCACCAAUGCCGCCCCACACACCCAGCGGUCUUCUGGAAUGACAUGUCUCUCUUCGGGUGCCCCUCCCCUCCAAAUAUUCAGGUUUGCGUGAGAGAGCGUCCGCCCUAAUGUUCUCUGGGCCUGGCACGUAACUAAUCUCAAAGUUAAAUUUGGAGAACUCCUGGGCCCAUCUCACUUGCCGUUGGUUGAGCACUCGUGCCGUCCUCCAAUACUCUAGGUUCUUGUGGUCAGUGCACACUUGCACCUUAUGUUGUGCGCCAAUUAGCAGGUGCCUCCAUCUCCGGAACGCCUCAUGAAUGGCUAGUAGUUCUCGGUCAUACACCGUGUAGUUCCUCUCGGAUUUGUUCAGCUUUCGCGAAAAAAGGCACACGGUCUCCACUCUGACCCCUUCUUGCCUGGCUGCAGAAGCACCGCCCCAAUCGCUCUGUCUGAUGCGUCAGUUUCCACUCUCAUCGGUUUUUGUAAAUCCACAUGCAGGAGUUGUUGUUCCGAGGCGAAGGCCCUUUUAGUUCCUCAAAUGCUCGCUCCGCCUCCUCAGUCCACACGAACUUCUUCUUACUGCUGAGACAGUCCGUAAUGGGCGCCGUCAGGUGGGCAAAGUUUCGGAUGAACUUACGAUAGAAGUUCCCAAAUCCUAGGAACCUCUGCACAUCCUUCUUUGUUUUGGGUGCUUUCCAUUCCAGCACAGCCUGGACCUUGCCAGGAUCCAUGGCCAAUCCCUUGUCUGACAGGCGAUACCCCAGGAAUUCCACCUCCUUGGUAUGAAACUGACACUUCUCCAGUUUCACCCACAGCUGGUUGGCUUGCAGCCUGCUCAACACUUCUCUGACGUCUCUCACAUGCUGCUCCUCAUUCUCAGAAUACACCAACACGUCGUCUAAAAAGGCCACACAAUUCUUGUAAAGCAAAGGCCCCAGGACGUGGUUCAUAAACGAUUGAAAGGUUGCGGAGCCUGCUUGGAGGCCGAAGGGCAUAACCAAAUAUUCAAAUGCCCCUAAAGGGGUGAACAUAGUGGUUUUCCAUUCAUCCCCCUUCCUUAUUCGUACCAGGUUGUACGCCCCCCUUAGGUCCAGCUUUGUAAAAAUCUUUCCCUUCCGCACCCUUGUCAAAAUGUCGUCAAUCCUGGGCAUAGGGAAGGCUACUGGUUCUGACACUGCAUUUAAGGCCCUGAAGUCACACACCAGCCUCGGCUUGUUCGUGUUUUUCUUAUCCACAAAAAACACUGGGCUGCCCCCACCGCCCUGGACUCUCUGAUGAACCCUCUCUUCAGGUUCUUGUCAAUGAACUCUCUUAACUCCUGCAUCUCUCUGUCUGACAUGGCGUACAGCUUGCCUACAGGGAGCUGUGCUCCAGGGAGUAAGUUGAUUUGACAGUCAAAGGGUCUAUGCGGGGUAGUUGGUCAGCUUCCCUUUCGCUGAAGACGUCACGGAGAUCUGCAUAUUGUCGUGGUACCUUCACGUUCUCUGUUACUUCAGUCCCUGCUAGGGUGGCUUGGACCCCUGCCAAACCCUUUCCCUCUUUGCAGUGUUCUAAGCAAUGUGCUGAACCAAAAGAAACCACUCUCUGAUGCCAGCCCACCAGCGGAUCAUGUAACGCUAGCCAGCUCAUCCCCAAUAUAAUGGGAGCUCCUCCCAAGGUGGCCACAUUAAAAGCUAUCAGUUCGGUGUGCCUUGCUACCUUCAUUAUCAUUGGGACGGUCUGCAAGCUGACUUCUCCACCCAACAGCUCCCUGCCAUCGAUCGUGGUCACCUGCAGGGGCUGCUUAAAGGGAUUGUCUGUAUCUGGUGUUCAGCUGCAAACUCUUUGCUCAUGAAAUUGCAGGAGCUGCCUGAGUCCAACAGCGCCUUUAUCUUUAGAGGGUGUCCGUUUGGCAGCUCUAGCGUCACAUCUAUCACUAGGGCGGGUUUAGGAGGUUCUGGCGUGGGCACUCUCACUGCUCUUUGGCCUGGCUGCUGUGCCCUGACAGUGGCAGCCAGGCGUUGGCUUUUACUUGCUCCGGUAUAUUUUCCUCUCUUCCACCCUACCAUCCCUUGCCAUUCUUUCCUCUGGGGGCAGACUCUGGCAAAGUGACCUGGCUGUUGGCAGAGAUAGCAUUUCCGGGCGCCUUUUCCCUCCUUCUUUGCCCCCUCACUGGGCUUUGAAACUGCGCGCGCGCGCUGUUCCGAUUUCCAUCGGCUCUGCCGGUGGGAAAGUUGGCUCUGGAAUGUCUGGAAUGCGGAACUCCUUCCAACGUUCCCCUUUCCCUUCCCGCCUCUCCAAUGCUCUCGCCUCCUGGCGCGCUCCUAUGGCCAGCGCUGAUUUGGUCAGCUGGUCCAUAGACUCCGCCCUGGGCGCCCGGGAAAGUUCGUCUUUCACAGCCGAAGAAAGCCCUUCUUCAAAGAGCAUUUGAAUGGGUUCCGCCGAUAAGUCCCACCCCAAUCUGUGAACAAGCAUGGUGAACUCAGUCCAGUACUCACGGACAGAUCGGCUCCCUGUUUGCAACCCAUUAACUGUCUGCGCACCACUCCCUUUUCAAUAUCGCUGGAAAACAUCAGAUCCAUGGCGCGAAAGAACUUCAUCGUGUCUUUUAAGACGUCACUAUUCGCUGCCAUCAGGGGUCUAACCCAGUCUCUCGCCCCCUUUUCAAGAUGCUCAAUCACGAAAGCCACUCGUGAUUCCUCGUCAGGGAAUUCAUCAAACUGCAGAUUGAGGGCAUAUUGCAUUUCUGUCCGAAAACCAUGAUAGUUUUUGGGCUCCCCCCCAAACUUCUGCACCAAUCCUGGUACCUUUCUGGCGAACUGGGUGGCUUUCCCCUUUUGUCUGCAUCCUGAGCCCUCCUCUCCUCAAGCCUCGCCGUCUGCAUCGCUAGCUGGACCUCCAACAUCUGGUACCUUUCUUCCAGGCUUGGACCCGCUCCAGCUCCUGCUUCUCCGGUUCCGGCUGGGUUGCUCAUGAUACCUUCUCCUGCACAAGCUGCUUUCAAAGACUGUCGGAAUGCUGUGAUGGGAUGAUGAGCUGCUUGUGCGUAAAAUCGUAUCCCCUCAGAGUUUGUUCAAGUCCACAAACCUCUGUCUGUGACAGAGCCCCUCAGACAUGGCUACUCUAGUCACUAGCAGAUUCCGACAGUGGUUGCUUUCGUAAUCGCUUCCAACAUAAAAGCUCCUUAACGGAAACACGUCUUCUGGAAUCUCUGCGUGACAGUUUCCGGCGAGGAGUGGGUGUUCUUACAGGAGGUCCUGAAACCUCUCCACUGUUUUCGCUGGAAGUGUCUCUGAGCCAUCCCUCCAGCUCAGCUCCUCUCCCCUGCUGGUUCCCUCAUCAGCUGCUGCGUCUCUCCCAACCUGUGUGAGCCCUUUCACCUCCCUGUUGGUUUCCUCUUCAGCUGCUGCGUCUCUCCCAACCUGUGUGAGCCCUUUCACCUCCCUUCCGUCCGAUGGCAGUUCCCUGACAGCUGCAUAAUGCACUAUCCAUGCACUGAUUGCCGUGACUCUUGUGGCAGAAUGUGGGUUAUGUGUCGAGCCUGUGAGCCUGUACUGAAUGAUUUAUAUUAAUUUCCUUCAGGCACAGAUGAUAGUUCACCCUGCUUUUGGAGAUUGAGCAGCCUUGCAACUGAGAGGGAAGUCACUCAUCUUUUUUGCACCUGUCAUAUUACACCUGCCACCCUCUUGCCACUGUUGCAACUUUUUUUAGACCUUAUUGAAUGGAAAUGCCAGGAAGAUAGUACCCAUUGUGCCUCCCUACUCCAUGGAAAAUAUAUUCCCUGUUUUCACUUUUCUUGGACCCGAGAGCUAAGGAUAGCUUUAUAGGAAAUCUUUCUGCUGCUGUGCAUGGAACUUUUGUAGCCCAGAGUACAUAAUGAGAGAUGAUGUUUAUUUUUAUACUUCCUCCUUUAUAUAAGUCCACCGUUCAUUGUACUGAUCCUUGGGUGGGUUACAAUAAAUGCCCAACAUAAAACAGAACAAGUCCACACCAAUCGUAUUCACUAAAUCAAUUUGUAAUACAGCAUGCAAAUAUACUCAAAUAAUAACUAGUCAGCCACUAGCCUUCACCUAAUGCUUCGGAGGAAAGAGGCAUCUUUACCUGAAAAUGAAAACUAAGUAAUGUUGAUGCCAGAUGCACCUUUGAGUGGAGGGCAUUCCAGAGAUGGGUUCCACCACAGGUGUACUUUCCCAAUGGUAGAACAACAGGAAGGAUUCCUCCACUAAUCUUAAAGUGCAGUAAUAGAGAGAAAAGUGUUCCUUCAAAGAUUUGGGCUCCCAGUCCAAAUAUGUUAGCUUCAACAGCUUGAAUUGGGCUCAGAAAUGUAUAGGCAACCAGAGAAGGAUCUUCAUAAUUGGUGUUAUGUAGUUCUAACUAGUUAUACUACUCAACAACCUGGCAGCCGUAUUCUGCACUUGUUGCAGCUAGGCCUGGGUGAUGUAUCAGUACAUUGUCCAGGACAGGUCUGAGGGCCUGAGCAUAAUAUACCUGGCGGUAUAUUGCAGUUAUAGGGGACGCGGGUGGCGCUGUGGGUUAAACCACAGAGCCUAGGACUUGCCGAUCAGAAGGUCGGCGGUUCGAAUCCCCACGACGGGGUGAGCUCCAAUUGCUCGGUCCCUGCUUCUGCCAAGCUAGCAGUUCGAAAGCAUGUCAAAGUGCAAGUAGAUAAAUAGGUACUGCUCCGGCUGGAAGGUAAACGGCGUUUCGGUGUGCUGCUCUGGUUCACCAGAAGCGGCUUAGUCAUACUGGCCACAUGACCCGGAAGCUGUACGCUGGCUCCCUCGGCCAGUAGAGCGAGAUGAGCUCCGCAACUCCAGAGUCGGUCACGACUGGACCUAAUGGUCAGGGGUCCCUUUACCUUUUUUUAUUGCAGUUGGGGCUUGCCUGCUGCCUGGCACCUUACCUUCUCUGGCUGCCUCCUUUCUUCCUGAGCAGUGAAUACCUUAUGGUAAAGUGGGUGGUGAAUUGUUUUGUGAACACCUUUCUCCCUUCAAAAAGUCGUCGUCUUUUUAGUGAUGUGGUGGAGUGAGCGGUGGCAGUUUGGCUUCACCCCGGCACUUUGUGGGGCUGUGGCUGAUGCUCCUUCCUCCUCUCUCUACGCCAGGCACUGGCAGCGGAAGGAGCUGAGGCGAUUUGGCUUCACCCUGGCACAGAAUAACACUCCUUCCUUUUCAACAUGAUGAUGUAUUAUUAUUUCACAAUGUUUAGCUGGUGAUACACUGCAAUGUUGAAAAGCUGAUAUCACCCAGCCCUGGUGGCAUCUUCCAAGCCAUUUUCAAGGAUAGUCUCACAUUAUUUAUUAAUUAAAUUUAUAUACCACCCUUCAUCUGAAGAUCACAGGGUGGUUUUAAAGCACAUAGAGUGCAUUGCAGUAUUCUGAUUGGGAGGUUAAUUACCAGAGCAUGGGGCACUGUGGUAAAGCUAUCACAGUCCAAGAGUGGCUGUAGCUUGAGAACCACUAUUGCAGAAAAACACUCAUAGCUAUAGAGAACACUUGGAGCUCCAAUGCCAAAGCAGAUCCAGGACCAACUCUAUAUCUGUUCUUUCAAGGGGAGAGUACAAUCCUGUCCAGAACAGGCCAUCUACCAAAUUUCUGGACCUGAGAACAAGUAACCCAUAGUAUCACUAUCUUGUCAGGAUUCAGUUUCAAUUUAUUGCCCUAUUACUGCCUCCAGGCAAUAGUCCAUCAACUGUACUACUUCACCUGAUUUAGAAAAUAGGGAUCUUAUGCAUUGUCAUCUUCAUAUUGCUGACUCUGCUUCCAUCCCCACAGCACUUCAACCCUGCUGAUAACCUCCCCCAGAAGCAUCAUAUAGAUCAGGAGUGGGAAACCUCCAGCCCAUGGGUCAGUCUUGGUCCCUCAGGGGUUCCAGGCCAGUAAGGCCAUUCCCCUCAAACCAAGCCUACGUGUCAAUUGGCUGAUGUCACUCAAGACAUCUGCUAAUGGAUGGGAGGGGUUCAGUUCUGCAAGCCUAUAAUAGAUGCUCAAUAGUAUGGAACAACACGAUGGAACUUUGUAGAACCUCUCAGCACAAUUGCCUUACAUUGCAAUGUAAAUUCUUUUUUGAAAUUUAUACAUGGUGGUGUUCUCAGGUACAUGGAGCUGCAUGAUUUUAUGCAAAAAGUAACAAUAACAGUGUUGACUAAUAUUAAAUGUUCCACCUUAAAUAAAUACUUUUAUUACACCAGUCAAAAUGUCUCAAAAGUAGUGUGCAAGCUUGGUAUUUUCCAGGCUGAUGAAGAGUCUUAUGAAGAACUAUUGAGAACUAAAAAGCUUGCACAUGAAAGCUGUGUGAUAUUUUGGUUGGCCUAAUAAAGGCAUUGCACUGAUAUUGAUGAUUAUAUAGGCACUCAUAGCUCUGUUUUAUAGAUUGAAUAGCAGAAAUUCCCAGAGGCUUUCUUUAAUUGUAAAUUUAUUUCCUGUAUAGAAUGCAAGUUUUUAAAGUGCAAAAUUCCUUAUUUUAUGAAAAAGCAAAACAGGGAAGAAAAAUGCACAUGGGGCUUUAACUAAAGAAGGAAUAAAACUGGUUUUGUAAAUUCCUCAUUUAAUUUUCAAGUAUUGACUCUGGAAGCCUUGCAAAAAUUUGUUCAUGAAUUUUGCAUUCUGGUCGUGUAGCAAUAGACUGCAUGCUGCUGAUGUCACUGCUCUGCCUUAUCAGAAUUUUUGCUCUUUGUUUCACAGGGAGCUGUGAUUGGUAUAGAUGAUGAGGACGACAGCACCUUCACAAUAACUGUUGAUCAGAAAACCUUCCAUUUCCAGGGUGAGCUGAAAGAAGAGUAUUUCUUAUAUUAGAAUAAAUCACAGAAAAUUAUAUUGAAUUACAGUUCAGUGGGCUAAUUUUAAGCAUUUUAUAAUCAGAACUGCAUGAAUCAAUGUACAGGGAACAUUCUGGAGUCAGAAGCACUGUGGGUUAGACAGGGAUUUAUAUCUGCAGUGUAUACAUAUGUGCUAGAAAGGACGGUAGCUUUGGCAGGAUCUGGAGAUUAAAAAUUUAAAGGAUAUAUCAGUCAGGGGGGGAGAGAAUAAUGGGCUUUCGUUGAUGGGUUUUGCUUGCAAAAAAAGCACCACUGAUCUUUAUUAUCAAGAUGUUCUGUUGUGCCUUUCUGCAUGGAGAAAGCCACGAGAUCGCGUGAGGUUGCAGCUUUUGUUGAUAUUGAACUUAAAGGCUUGAAUAUGUGAGGAGACCAGAGGAAGCAGAUUUAAAGGUGGAUUUUUGCUUCAGGAUCUACAAGUUCUCAUUCAUUUCAUCUCUAUUUCUUUGUUCUUGUCUGCCAAACAUCAUUUUCCUGCUAUUUUAUCUUUUUAUUCAUAUUUACAACUCCAAUGCCAUCUGUUACUGCUAUGUUUCGUCAUUGCAUGCUAUGGUUCACCAGUAGAAAGGGUAAGGUACUGUAUUUUUCAUUUGUACUUCUAUAUAUUCCCUUAAUUCCUUUUGAAAUUCCUAAUAAAUGGUCUUUUUAAAUAAAAUGUUCCCAUUUUUUUGGUUAUCAUCUUUCCUUUAAAUUGUAAUUCACUCUGCUGUUGACAUCUGAUAUUUUUCUUUAGUUUUCAGUGUCAGAUGAGUUGCAGAUAAAAUGCUUUACUUGAAACAGUGAGAAUUCAGUUGUAGAAAUUAGAUUGAUUCAUGCUAUUCUUUACUUAGUUUUUGUGAACUGCAAACUGUUGUGGUGGUUUAUCUUCAGCACUAUUAUUUAGUACUGAGGAUCCUAAUAUUCUGGCAAAGUAUUCCUCAAAUAGUUCCAGUGAUAAACCUUACGCUCCAAAUUGUGUAUAUGUUUAUCCUCUGCUAUGGUGUCUUAAUGACUCUGUUGUCAUGUGGCUUUUCAGUAGCUGCAUUAAGCAUCAUUAAUAAUUUUUUACAGCUCCACACAAAAAGAGAACAUAUUCUUAACUUAUUCUUGAGAGCAAACUAAUUAAUUGUUAAUACAAUCAGACCACAUCACAUGCAUUCUUCAAAAAGUAGCAGCUGUAUUGUGUAUCAUGAUGCAGAUAAAGGGUGAAAUCUGCAGUAGAAAACUGCAGCUAUUAAAGGAAUACCUUCUGCAGUUCUAAUUUUGCAGCAGUUCUCUAGCUUUUGUGUUCGCUGCCUGCAGAAAGGAAAGCCUCUUGAGAGAUAAACACCUUAUAGCAGAACAAAGUAGUAUUUAAUAAUGCUGCCUUUAAAUAACAUAUUCAACUUACAUGGUAUCUAAAGGGUCUUGGCUUAAUUCAUUGAAAUUUAUUUUUUCUAUGAUUUGGCAUUUCUGCUGGCUUGUUUAGGUAUUGAAGAUGAUGAUGCAUUUUUUAGAAGUAAAUUAUUUUAGAUGGCAAUCCAUAGUUAGGAAAUUGCUCUUAUAUGGAUUAGUGGUUACUGAUGUGUACUAGAAGUUACGAAUAUCAAUGGUGCAUUAUCAGUUUAAGACUGAAUGUAAAAUAAAAUGCACAUUAAAAAAUCCUAUCUGUAUGCAACACAUACAGUUUGUAUGAUGACAUGCAUCCUCUAUGGAAUGUAGCAUUUUUAUCAAAUGUUGGUUCACUUUAGUAUAUUUACAAGAGGUGAGAUUACAAGUACUGUACAGAUUUAUUCAGAGUAUAUGGCCAAUGCUGAUACUGAAUAUUGUGUGCCUUUAUCAAUGUAACCUUAUGCCCAGUGUUCCUAAUGUUGGGGUAGUCUCCCCCGCACUGAGGCAAGUGGAGAAGAGCUUUAUGACAGGGGACUUAGUGUGCAUGUUACUGUUUCUGCACCACCAGGAAACUGCUGGAUCAAGGUGCUGGUUAAUACUGAAUGCUUGCAUUCACUGCAUGUUCUAGUAGGCCCUUACCCAUAGUAAAAUAAUAAAAAUAAAAUACUAACUUGCUUGAAUCACAGUGCUUGCACAUUAUUUGCAAGUGGCAGAAGAACUACUUAACAUUUGAAAGUAUGCAUAGUAUUUUAUGCUGAAUAAAUGUAGAACUUUAUGUCCUAUGUACUUUGUUUUCUUGCUCUAGCUUGUGAGGUCUUUGUUGUUGGAAAUCAUUCGGCCUUACUCAUAAGGAGGAAUGAUGUAACUGUGCCUAACCAAUUUAGUCACCUGAAAGUUUCUUUUUAUUAGAUGGUUGUGAAUAUAAUUGGCCAUUUGCGUGUUCAGACCCAGAGACCUCCCCCCUAAAUAAAGACACAUUUGACUCAAAUUUUGGUUUGGUUUUUGGCAGAAUUUAGGCCAAUUUUAUUACAGAAAGUGAGCGGUUGCAUAGGCUCUGGUUCGAAUAGCUCCCUGCACCAUUGCAGGUAGCGCUGACCCAGAGCUCUAUCAUAGGUCAGCCAAGGGUGAACACCUGAGGUUGGCGGAAAGCCCAUGAACGGACUAUGUCCACUCCCCAGAUGCUCCCCUGGACUCAGGCACAGGCACAACCUGCGCUCGGGGGUUGACCAAACCAAGUUGAGUCCCUGGAUUCCUUUAACGGAAUACCCUUCACAUAGGGAUGGCGAGACAGUACUCCCAUCCCUAUCACCUGAACCAGUGUCUAUCCGCAACCUUAUGAAUUGUGAUGAUUUGCUACGUGGCAGGCGAAACCCAAAUGGCAACAGCCAAUCAGCCAAGGGGGGAAAAUUCCUGCUAUGCCCCUGUCCCAAUGACAGACGACACACGACGGCAUAGCAAGGUCAGUCACAAAAUAUCCUAAAUAUAGGGAGAGGUGGGCGGGUGUUCCGAUGCAUGAGCCGAAAGAGGAAGCUCUGGGUCACGUGCAUAGGCAUAUAUAGGUCCCUCGAUCCGUUUAGACUACACCCCAUUGGCCAGAUUAAACCCAGCAACAAGGGACCUACCAAUCGGGUGUUGUGGCUUGUCCAAUAUACCCACCCACAACACAGGAGGGCAGUCUCCAGGUCUCACCGCAACACCCUCUUUGAGGGAGGACAUGCUUUACUAAUGUUGGAGCGUCUAGCUGUCCUUACUCAGUGCCUUCAUUUGAAUUUGAUGGAUUUGGGUAAAAUGGAAUAGGAAUGAGAAUUCUAGUCUCUUACCGUAAUGGCAUUCCUUACCUGUACAUCCUCCCUCCCUUACUACAACUGGAGCCAGAUAUGAGGGCCCACUUGCUUUGCCAAUCCUAGCCCUGCCUAUGCCCAACUGAACACUACUUUUCUAAGAAGAAAAUGGGGAACACUUCAUCCUUUGCUACGUUGUAAUUUCCCCCCCUGAAAAUACUUGUAUGGCUUUUGGAAUAUGGUUAUUGAAAUGUGUUCUGAUGUCAUCCUCAAGAACCUUCCCUUAUUUGGUUAUAUUGGGCCUUCAGAUAGAUAAAAGCUUGCAUUUUUAGCACCAUAACUAGUGUCACAUUUGUCAUUGUGUUUAAAGACGAUCUUGUCUUCUCUGCAGAUCCAUUGGAGGUAUGCUUUAUAAACGUCACAGUUACUGAUACAUGCUGUUCCAUUGUUCAGUAACAGAGAAACCUUUAUUCUGAGACAAGAUUUCUGUUGAUAUUAAGAGGGAUAAACUGAAGUAGAGAAUCCUUGCAGUGAACUUAGUAUACAUUAGGGAUGAAGAACUCUGAAGGGGGCAUAUUAUUUCAAGGGCAAUCUGUUAGGAGCAAUAUGUGGGCAGUGGGUAGAGCCAAAGCUAGCAAUAGGUGGGAAAAGAGCUCAAAGUGCAUAGGGACACCUGAAAUUAGACUAUGGGUCACAGAUUGCCUACCCCUAACCUAAAUCUCUAAUACAUUAAUCAUAAUAUAUUCACUAAAUUUAUCUUAUUGUAACAUUAAAUGUAGCCUGCCCUCAGAAAAUGGAUCCUAUACAUAUUGUUAUACUAGAAACUUCUUUUUGGGAGGAGGUCCCCCUAAUAUUACCAGCCUUUGUGCUUGCUGAGAGACCACAUAACCCUCUCUUCACUCUGAGUUGUGGCUAGAUGUGGGACUUCUGCGUUACCAAAGCAUCAAUAUUAAUGACAUAGGAAGCCUAGACUUGUUCUAUUCAUAGAAUCAGAAUUGUUGAGUUGGAAGGCACCCCAAGAGUUAUCUACUCGAACCCCCUGCAAUGAAGGCAGUGUCUAUGAAUCCGGUCCACAUCCUCAAGCUAUGCAAACUUUAAAUAAUCCACACACCAAGCAGUCCUCAAUUAUACAUCCCCUGAAUUUGUAAUUGCUGUGGAAACCAAGGUGGAACAACUUUGUUCAGUGUUUCACAGCAUAGUCACAGUGUACUACAAAGUAGUCCCUUUAUCGCCAUCAUCCAUUUAUCCUCCCUUUUAAAUAGUCCCUGAGAAUUGCUCUUAGCAGCCAUGCAACAGGCAGAAACCAUACCUUUCUUGCAAUGAUGGGAGUUUGAGACAUGUCAGUUAAUGACAUCAGGGGUCACCAGAGGAAGCAUGUAAGUGAAUGGCUAAGGCAACACCAGCCCUGCUUGGUGAGAGACAACUAGGGAAAACUGUUCCUUUUGGGGCGAGGGGUUAUAAAUGUUUUCCUCCAGGAAGCUUAGGGCACAGGAUAGCUUCUAAUUAUGUGUAAAGGAAAUUAGUUUUCUUCAGUUUCUUUCUGUGUUAUUUUCCAAAAGCUGUCUUUAACUAAACAAUUGUCUGCAUGAAACAAAACUUCUCUUUCUCUCUCUUCCUCCUGUAGACUCAUCAUAUUUACCCUGGUGGUUCUACUAAUCAUCCAGAUUAGAUUUGGGGACAAUGCUGGGGAUGUGUAAGGAAAGAGAUCAAGAAGUUCCAGUGUUCUCACAGAAAUUGUUCCAUGCACACAAUGAUUUAGUUGGAUACAAUUCCAAAUGAGUUGAUAUUUUGGAAAGUUGUUGAGCAUGCAAUGGCUCGGUAACUUCAGGACCCAUCAUGUACCGUAUUUUUUGCCCUAUAGGACACACUUUUUCCCCUCCAAAAAUGAAGGGGAAAUGUGUGUGCGUCCUAUGGGGCGAAUACAGGCUUUCGCUGAAGCCUGGAGAGCGAGAGGGGUCGGUGCGCAACCACCCCUCUCGCUCUCCAGGCUUCAGGAAGCUCUGCGCAACCCUAGGGAGCCCGGCGCUGGGCUCCCGAGGGUUGCGCAGAGCUGCCUGCACUCCCGGGCUCGGCGCAGCUCCGCACAACCCUCCGGAGUCCACGCCGGGCUCCCGAGGGUUGCACGGAGCUGCCUGCUUCCCGGAGCGCAGGGCGCGCUGAAAGCAGAGCGCCCGGCGCUUCGGGAAGACAUCCACAGCCUAGGGAACCCUCCGGGAGUUCCCGCAGGGCUCCCUAGACUGCGGAUAGCAGCCUGCUUCCCGGAGCGCGGGGCGCGCUGGAAGCAGAGCGCCCGGCGCUUCGGGAAAACAUCCGCAGCCUGCUUCCCGGAGAGCGGGGCACGCUGAAAGCAGAGCGCCCGGCGCUUCGGGAAUACUUCCGCAGCCUAGGGAGCCCUGCGGGAGUUCCUGCAGGACUCCCUAGACUGCGGAUAGCAGCCUGCUGCACGGAGCACGGGGAGCGCUGAAGCAGAGCGCCCCGCGCUUUGGACAGACAUCGGGCAGCCCCACAAGCUCGGGGGACAGCAGGGAGGCGCAGCGCUGCCAUCCCGCUGUUCCCCAACCUGGUUUGGAUUCCCUGACCUGGUUUUGGGGGGGAAAUAAAGGAAAUUGUUUCUCCCUUUAUUUCCCCCCCAAAAAACUAGGUGCCUCCUAUGGGCCGGUGCGUCCUAUGGGACGGAAAAUACGGUACUUUGUGCCUUUUGGCACAAACUAGGAGGCCUCUUAACUCAGAUAUGGUUCAGUAACGGAAAUGAUACUUUGAUCACGGAGUAGUGCACCUGUAUGUUAAUCCUCAGUAUGGUGAAUACCAAUGGGCAAGUUUAAAAUAUUAAAUAUACAUCCAUUGUCCCAAGAGUUCUCGAUCAUGAUGCUCACACUACCUUGAGAUGCAGCCUUUGUGCAGUUGUGGGCACUGGUGGGGGUUAAAUGAGAUGGCUUUUGAGUUGCUCUUUUCAGGAUUGCUAACAUUCAUCACUUGAUUGUGUGUCUGAAAUUUUGAUGCUGAGAAAUCUAUUGGGGUGGGGUAGAUUUCCGGUCUGUGCCUGCAGAUUCCUGGGAGGGAGGCCCCAGUGAGUAAUGGUUGCUUAUCUUUCCUGUGCCAAAUUUGCAGUGUUUGCUCCUGUUUCCAAUCCUGUUAAACAAGUCUAUGAUGCUGCUGGGUGUCAUCAUUUCAUCAUCUGACUGACAAAAGAGCUCAGUAUCACCACUUUUACGUGCCCUAAGACCUAUAUUAUCUGUGUUUAUUCAGUGGUUGGGACUAAAAGCAAGCAUACUGAAACUAAAUUUAGGAAGACCAAGAAUCAGUACCUUUGACAAUAGGGAUUAGUGGACACUGGUUUAUAAUUAAUAGAGAUGAACCUCCAUUAGUUAGUUAGUUAGUUAUUUGAAGUAUAUGUGGCUCUAUUGUGGUACCUAGAAAUCAGGGUUUUAAUGGUGAUUAGGUGUUCUUUUGUCCAACACUAGCCAAUGAGAAAACUGCUACCCUUUUGGGCUGAUUCAGACCUUGCAGUACUUAUGCAUGUCUUCAUAAUAUCUAACCUGGUCACAGUAACAUAUUUUACUAUGGGGCUUUUGAAGUCAGUUUGUAAUCUGCCCCCUCCUCCAUGUGAUGUAUAUGUUGUAACAUGACUGUACUGACAGACAUCCCACCCCUGCUCCAUUUCAUAGGCUGCCACUUGUGGAAAUGGGGAAAGCUUGACAUCAUACUGACAUAAUAUCAAAACUUUAUCUCUAGUUGUUAUGGUGCCAGAGGGAAAAAUGAGCUGUGAAUCAUACCUCAGUUUUAAUGCUUAGUUCUAGCUUGAGAACGCUGCCGGCUCUUGGCAGUCUCUAGGGAUUCGUGAUGUUUAUCUUGGUUUUGUGGGCCUGUUCUGUCUACAGUUCAUCUAUUCCCUCACUGGGUAAUAUGAACAACACUGUAAUAUUGCUUCCAUAAAUUGAACUGUCACUUAGCUACUACAAGGCUGCAAUAUUGAUGCAGUACUGCAAUAAAAUAUGCACUGAUAAUUAAAAGGCUGAACAUACCAGGAUAAAUCUGAAUAUUUGCAGUAACCUAAAUAGCUGCUUUGAUGUAAUUGCUAUGACAAAUGUGAAUGUAACAUUUGCUUACAGCAUUUUGAAUCUACUUAGUUUACUGACUUUUGGACCCAUCUGUGUGAACACUCAUACUCUGAGCUUCAUGAUCAAGCAGUGAUUUGACCCUGUGAGCUUUGCAGGACCUAGAUGUGUGUUGUCUUUUUAUUAAUUACAUAUAUAAACCUAACAAUAUUAGAAGCUGCUUUUAAUAUUGUAGCUGCUCCCGCUACAAAAGCUUAUGCCAGAAUAAACUUGUUAAUCUUUAAAGUGCCAUAGGACUUUGUUAUAAGCAGACUAGUUUCAGGAUGCUUGAAGUGUGACCACAUCCUUCCCAUAGAAGCAUGGGCAGUGUUUAGGAGUAAACCAAGCUCCUUCCUGGCUCACAUAUCACAUGCUGAUUUUUUCAGCUUCUUGGCAGAGUAUUGACCUACUUCAUCUGUGAAACAGACAGCUGUGAAUCUUUGAGUUAGGGUGACUGGACUGGAGGCAGGCCAAUGUUUCAGCAUCUUUGCUUGCUUAACUGUGAUUCUUCCCCCAGAUAUCUAUUGCACUGAGUAAGCUAUUUUGAUUACUAUAUCUGUGCUUGAUUCACUGAAUGAAAACAAAAUUUCACCAUUUGAAUUAUUGCCCACCUUUGCACUUUGAGUUAUUUACAUAUCCUUUUUUAAAAGACUUUUUAUUGCUUAGAAGUGUGCAGAUGUACUUCCAAUAAACUCUGAAGAUCCGAUCAGUUUCAAUUUUGACUCAGUUAUCACUAAGAACAGCAGAAUGUCAAAACCACAGAGGGUCCUCAGCAAAGGAGGUGCCUAUAAUGCAGGACUUCUGAUAGCAUAUUCAUGCUGUACCUUCUCCACUUUCAGCUAUUCCCAGAUUGCAGCUUGUUUACUUUGUUCUGAGGCAGCUGUUACCUGCAUAGUCCCACCUCUUAAUCUGCAUGAACUGGUCUGGAAUCCAUGUUUCUCUCAUGCUAGAUUUGUGAUAUCUUGAAUGCCGGAGCUUGCUUUUUAUGUAUAGGAUUUUUUGGAUGCAUUUAAAAUGAAAGUAGAACCGCUGGAAGUUACCAUGUAAGUGAACUAUGUAAAAACUAGCUCCAUUCUCUAAAAUAAGUAAUAUAAUGUGGACUAGAAAUAUUAUAGACAGGAUGGGAGCAUUGCAGCUGUCUGGUCAUUUUAUAAAUGGAGGACCUUGAAUCCGUUCAUUUCUUCCGUUCCCAUAUAUUUCCAUCCUUAAGAUGGCUACAAGCACAAGUUGAUAGCUAUUGCUUGGGACAUACUAGUAUGGAAUUGUGAAUUAUUUCAGUUUAGCUAAUAUUCAGGAGUAUUUGUACUGUAGUUGCCAUAAAAACUGUGUUUGGAUUUCAGUCAUGUACUUAUUUUUCACAAUAUCUUCAAACUUUCUCAUUAGCUAUAAUGUAGGCUUGUCUCUCAGCAAGCAAUUUUCAUUUGAUUAGCUUUGCUUAACUAACAGGACAUUUAAUUACUGACCUGGGAUUGGUUUAAGUUUCCAGUUGUUUCUUUUAAGGCCACUUAAGUAUAUUUUUAAUACUCUUCCAGCUCGAGAUGCUGAUGAGAGGGAGAAAUGGAUUCAUGCUUUAGAGGAAACCAUCCUUCGUCAUACUCUUCAGCUUCAGGUGCGUUAGUCGGUUUAACCUAAGCUAAAAGAGAUGCAUUUGUUCUGCAUAAUACCUGUAUAAAAUGUAAUCCAUACUAAUCUCUAUUCCAUGAGUGUAUAUUUGUUCUUACAUUUAUUGUGAAAUUAAGCCAUAUAUCAUGUCUCCAUCUUGCAAAUAUAGCACCUCAGUUGAUAAAUUUUACAUUUAUUAUUGCUGGUCUGUGAAUGAGAAACCUUUGUAACUGAACUGGAGAUCUAAGAAUACAAUGAUGGGAAGAUUCCUGUGAUGAUUGUUAUGUGGACUCUACUCAAUGACCUGUUCGCAGUUUUAAUUUCUAUUUUCUUUACCUGAAACAAAGCCUUGGAUUAAAAAAAUAACAUAGAAUGGAGGCAAUGUUAAGAUCAUUAUAGGAAUCUUCAAGUCACUGCACCUCUGGAUCUCCAGUUCAUCCAAACAAUGAACCUGUACUCUUUGCCAAAAUCUUGCUUAUCAAACAUUGCUUAUGGUAGCAUACAAAUAACACUGAACUAUACAGAAACAUAUCCCAACUCCUUUGUUUUUGUAGUGCAUAAGGAUGGAGAAAUUAGUGCUGUCUGUGUUGCACAUUGGCAGAAGGGGAAAGGGAACCAAACAAAACUAAACCUGCAUAUUCUUGCUUUGAAGCCUUUGCUAUGUAAAUAUUCCUCCUGAGAAUAUUAGCCACUCCAAGGUGCUAUCACAGAAAGGGAUUGCUUUGGAGACACUGGCACAAACUAUGGAUAACAGCAGGUGCACUUUAAUAUUGAAGCUAAUGAGCAAAUGCAGAGGCACAACUGUCUUAAUAUUAAUGGGCAUCAAUCAUAGUGACGUCUCAAGUGAGAAACGUCUGAAAAUGGCAGCUUGGUACUGAAGCAUGCUUUACUUGGGCUUAAGCUGCAUUCAGGCCAGGUGAUGUUUUCUGCUCCCCUUCCUUCUCAUGGCUGCUCCGUGUGUCGCGCCCCCCCAAAAGGUGCUGGAAAUCAGGGGAACUAGAUUUUCCUAUGGCCUCAGCCCCACCUCAUGCUAUGGUGAAGAUUCCUUUGACAGGAGUAGCUUUCCAGACUGUGUAAGGUGCUGCUGGGCGGAAAACCCCCGAUGCGCAGAGUGGAGCUGGUCUAGCCUGGAUCCACGCCAGGGAUACCUAGUUCCAAAUAGUCAGGAUUCGCAGCCCUAACCUUGCAAAGGUUCUUAAAUGCGUUUAGUAUUCUUCAGAAACUGUCCACACGCUACGCUUAAACGACAGUGAGCUACAGAAAUCUAGGCGGAUGCGAAAAGUUAGUCUUAGCAUCUUAGCCAUGCCUGCUCAGAAGUAAGUCCUCUUAUAGGUAAAACGGGGGUCAGGAUUGCGAAAUGGAAAAGAGCGAUCGGCGCUGUAGCCAAUAAUAAGAAAGCUGCCGGAGGCAUUUCAGAUGAUGCAAGAAGGCAGGGGGCGGGUGAAAUAUCCGGAUGAGCCCGUGUCCUCCGUGGCGCUGCGCGUGAGGUUAGACUCCAAGCAGCCCACUGGGUAGCGAGGCGGCGGGCGAAGUCAGUCGGUGCUGCGGGGUCCAAGGCAGCCCUUCCAAUCAGGGCUUCCUUUCAGCGCGCGGCGAUUUGGUCUUCCUGCCCCGAUUGCAGCCUUGCUGGGUAGAGGCUACCGCUGAAGGCGGGAGAUUCCCGGGACGAAGGAUGCCCUCGAGAGAAAGCGGGAGGAAGCCGGCGGCGCCGGCUGGAAGGAAGCAGCCCGGUGUGUAUGGCUAUUAUGCGUCCCCCUCUCAGUCGGUGCGCGGGGCGGGGGAGAGGAAAGGGCCGGGCUGGGAGGCACCUGACCCGCAGCCAAUCGGGAGCCGGCUCGGUGCGAAGGAGAGCCUCGCUGCUUGCGAGCGGCGGGCUGGCGACGCGGCUUCCCUGCGGGCAGGGGGCCCAGCCGACGACAGACCCCGCCCGGCAGCGUGCCCGGGAGGGGAGGAAGCAUGGCUUGCGUGAGUAGAGCCGAGCGUUGGGGCGGUGCAGCGUCGACAUUGGCAGGAGGGGGCGCCCUCGAUCACCGUCGGCCUGCGCUUACGGAGGCCCACCCGGACGCCUGGGUUCUGUGGUCGACCCCGUGUAUAAUCGGGGUGGGUGGGGAGGAGAGGGUGCGUGCUGCGAAGCCCGCGGCCCUGAACCUGUACCUGCAGCCGGGGCCGGGGAGCGCACGCAGCAGCUCUAGCCAUUGAUCGCUGGAGAGGAAGAGCGCGGCGCUUGUGUGCGCGCUACACCAUGGGGUGCACUCACCCCCCCCCCCCAAGCAGCUCUGCCUGAUUUCAGUCCGGCAGGCUCCAUUGUCUGCCAUUGGUGGAAGUGGCUAAUUACUGCCACUGACUGCUGUUUAAAAACAAGCAGUUCCAGUUUGAUCACCUCGACCGCGAUAUAGGAGAUCGUUUCUAAAACCCACUCGAUGGUUAGCCUAGUUCGUAUUUCGGCUGCAGGAAAGUUAGUUUUCCUUUCACAUCCCAUUGAAAUCAGCUUCUUUCACAGUAUGUAGGUUUGAGUUAUGUUUUAUUUAGAAAAGGAUUUCUAUACCGCUGUGUCAUGGAACAUCAAAGUAGUGUACACUGUUAAAGCACACAACAUUAUUCAAAUAAGAAGACAUACUGAAAUGCUUCAGUUACUUCCAAGAGGUCAUAGGAACUUGGUCCUGUAGCCCAGAAUGGACAUGGAAGCCAAUCUCUCCCAGUGAUUAGAAAUGCUUCCCACAACUAAAGGAUCUUGUGAUCCUACCUUCCCUCAGCAUAUGCCCAACAUGUUUCCAUGACUUUCUGGAAACUGGGUGUAUUACUUUGCAGAUUAGGAAAAUUGGUCCUAGAAACAAUGGGGAGAGGGUAGGCACUACAGUUGCUGGGUAGACCCUGAUUUUUUUCUAAAGAAUUUCAAGAGCCGAAUACUUGCUGGUGAAACAACGUUGGGCAGGUAGCAUUUGUAGUGUAUUUCUUGUAGUGGUCAUGCUAUGUCCUAAAUGUUACAUAAUGUGGGGCAAACAUCCCAGUUUAUUUUAAGGAUCAUUCAGACUUCUACAGGAAAUAAGGUAUAACUCUAACAAGGAUCACAUACCUUUAGGCAUUUCACAGGAAGGAAAGAGUAACAAAUGUACAGGAUGCCCAAAGGGACUCAAGCACUGUUCUGUGGCCAUUUUGAGCAUUCAGUGUGCACUUCUGUGGUACUUCAGAAGGAAUUAAUGCAUUUCAGAGGUCACAAUUGGCUCCCAUGUUCUGGUGAGUGAGCUUAUAAGGCCUCUUUUAUAUAACCUGGUCAGGUAGAAUUGCUUUCUAAUGAAUGCUGAGGUACUUAAAUAGCUUAGUAAUCAUACUAGUUUAAAAAGGAAUGUAGUGCAGAACUUGUAACAUAAUGCUAAUAGCUUAAUUACUUGGUUUUUUAAUACCUCUAAGACUUGAGUAUAUUUAACUUCAUUUUCAUUGGAAAUAAUGCAAAAGCUCACUGAAAUACAUAAAAUGUAAAUGAGUUAACUAACAUUUAAAACUGAAUGAAGUUUGUAGCAUUUUAUGUCAUUUACAUGCAUGUGAUAGAUAGCUAUGAUAGAAGCACUGCACGUAUUUCACUAGAGGUCACAUUAUUGUGGAAACAGAUGCAGGGAAGUGAAAGAGUGACAGUUUGGAUUCUGUUAGGAAUCUUCUGUUCCUUAAAUAUUUUUUGUUAAAGUAUGUGUCUUCUAAAAUUGCUUCUCUUAAAAGUGAAGGUUGCUUAGCAUUUAAAACACCUACGCUAUAGCUUUUAAAUUGUGAGAAUUGAAGACAUAAUGAAUUUCUGUUUGUCUACUUGUCAUUUGCAAUCAUAAAACCUAGAAAUUUUAAACACCCCCAUGUAAUUCCUAACAAGGGAUCUUGACAUAGUGAAUUAUAGAUUUACAUGUAUCAGUUUAUGUGCUUGAUGUUCUGUCCAAAGUGUGCCUUUCUAGUUGGCAAUAACUUUUUAAGCCUUAUAUCCAUUUUGGAAGGGACGUAGGUGGCGCUGUGGUCUAAACCACUGAGCCUCUUGGGCUUGCCAAUCAGAAGGUCAGCGGUUCAAAUCCCCACGAUGGGGUGAGCUCCCGUUGUUUGGUCCCAGCUCCUGCCAAUCUAGCAGUUCAAAAGCACACCGAAAGUGCAAGUAUUAUCUACUUAUAAAUAGGUACCGCUCUGCGGGAAGGUAAACAGCGUUUCUGUGUGCUCUGGUUUCGGUGUUCCGUUGUGACAGAAGGGGCUUAGUCAUGUUGGCCACAUGACCUGGAAAAACUGUCUGUGGACAAAUGCCGGCUCCCUCGGCCUGUAAAGCGAGAUGAGUGCCGCAACCCCAGAAUCGUCUGCGACUGGACUUAAGUGUCAGGGGUCCUUUACCUUUACCUUUUUAUGCAUUUUGGAGGAUAAGAGAGGCUGUUUAAAUGAAGUAGAUGAAAAAGCAGAGGUGUGGAAAUACCCUUUCUUCUUGAUUCAUCUGUGGUCACAAUCCAGUGUAGAUUUUCAGCACAGUCUUGUGUGUGUUUAUCCUGGGGAUAUGAUUUUGAACACUGCGGGACUUCUUUCAGAGUAAACACGUAUAGGCUUGAACAAUUGAGCUGCUCUGGAUUGUUGCUUCUAUUUCUAUUAUUUGAGAAUUCAUUUGUAAGGCCUGGUUUUACAAGGAAACUUUAGUUGGAAGAGUAUUGGAUGCUUCACCUUAGUAACAAUUUUGCUGUGAUGUGGCUUACGUAGCAAAAUAGUUAACCUCACAAGAACAUAAUAUUUAGGCUUUAGAAUAGUGCUAGGAGAGCCCUAGUCCUCGCAGUGAGUUAAUCAUUUCACUAUGCUGACAUAUAUCUGUAGGAAUAAUAUAAUGUUCUAGCCUUUUUCAUUCUUUAAAGUGUAUCUAGGCAGGUUAUUCCAUGGUUUUGAAAUUUGCCCAGUUCAAUCCUGCAGCUAAUGAGGUGCUGUUCUGUGUGUUCUAUAAAUAUGUUCAAAUGCAUUUCUGUUACAUAGGGUGUGGAUCCUGGAUUUGUUCCCAGUGUCCAAGAUUUUGAUAAAAAACUUACAGAAGCUGAUGCUUAUCUACAAAUUUUGAUAGACCAAUUGAAGGUAUGUUGAACUUGCUGUUGUAACCGGACUUUACAAUAAUCUAGUAAAUAUGCACUUUGAUUUCUCCCUGACUUCCAUGGUAUAAAUGGGUUAUGAAAGAUUGUCAUCAUUGAAGCUCAUUGAUCCAUGUUUUCGUUAAGUAGUUAGAUGGGUUUCAGAAAUUUAACAGCAGUUCCUGCUAAAAGACUAUAUCUCUAAGACAGGCAUGUCCAAAGUCCAUUUUGGGGGAAUAAUCCGGCCCGCCAGUUGGUUUAAUCCGGCUCCUGUGGUAGUUUAUUUCCUGGGGUAAAAUCCUAACUAAACUAAAAAACCCUCAACAGCUUCAAUCCUUAAAAAAGGUUAACAAGUUUGGUCGGCCCUUUGGUCGGCCCUCACAGCCCUUCACUUCAUAAAAUCUGGCCCUCUUUGAAAAAAGUUUGGACACCACUGGCUAGGGAGUCUGGAUGAAGAUUUCAGUAUUCUAGUUCUUCAUUCCUAACCUGUUCCUUAGAACAGUGAAACUAAGCUAGGAGCAAUAAGUAGCUUGAAUACAAUCUAAUUUGUGUCGUGCAGUCUUUAAAUUGUACAAUACUGAAUUAAAACUAAAAAUCAGGCAAAACCUAAAAUUUCCCAGUCAUCUAUGACACAGGUCAACUGUAGAGACUUGGAUCACAAGCAUACUUGAAUUUUUUUCUGUUUUUUGGUUUUUUUUUUUUAAAAAGCUGUUUUAAAACAGUAGUUCCUGUACUGUUUAUUAUAUAUAUUGGGAGAGAGAGAGUAAAUGUUGCCCUUGUGAUUUAUCCUAGAUAUGUUUAACAUAUUUAAUAUUUGAAAUGGGGUAAGCAUUUGAGAAGUAAAAAUAUGUGCAAGAGAGGUUCUGUUUUGCAUGCCUUGAAGGCUUAAAGCUUAUUCAAUCAUUUACAGAGUGGUGGCUAGCCUGUAACCUUCUAGAUGUUGUUGGAUUCCAACUGGCACCAUCCCUGAUCAUUGGCCAUGCUGGCUGGAACUGAAGGGAAUUAUCAUUGAACUCCAUCUGGAGGGACACAGAGUCUCCAUCUCUGCUUUACAUGCAGCACAUUAUUUUGUGUUGUAAAGAAACUGUCUAAAGAUCUUUAGCUCAGACAUUAUAUUGACUGGAAACAGAUAAUUAAGGAGACAGAAGCAACAGAACACAGAACAAUUUUAAGCACUUUCUUUGGCUUUUUAAAAAUGUAAUUCUGUAAUCAUAAAGAAGCCCUCAUCCCCUCCAAAUAGUUUCAUGUUUGGGGUAAAGACAAAACAUCUUUCCUGACUUAGUAGGUGAUAUCGAUUAUUAUUUUUGUGUGAAAUACUGAUGAUUAAGACCACUAGUAAUUUAGACAUGUUUCUGGUAAGAUGGAACCAAAUGAUCAGCAGACUCUGGAUGUUUUUAAAAUAAAUAAAUAAAUUGCUAUCCUGUUUGCAUUUUAAAAGCUUUACUAACAAUGUUUGAUACUGUGUGCCUUUUUCUUUUUAGCUCUUUGAUGAAAAGCUUCAGAACUGCAAAGAUGACGAACAGAGAAAAGCAAGUAUACUUUUUAUAUAGAUGUUGAUUCUUCCUCUCCCUGAAGUUCACUUUUCAGCCUUCCUGUAAUUGACUAAAAUGCAAUUUAAGCACUCCUUUUAUAUACAGCUGAUAACUUGCAUUCAGCGUUGCUUUAUAGAUUUUUAUUUUUUUUAGUUGUUGGGACGGAAAACACUUGUAAUAAUAAUUGCUAACAGUUCUUCAAUUGUUCCAUUACAGUGGAAUAUAAUUAAAAAGAUGAAAACAAGCUUGGAGAGCCAUAGAAAAGGUUUUAUCCUAUUAUUUCAAUAAGUUUCAUGCUGCAGUUGUUUUAAAUAUUUUUUCUCUGUGAGCUUCCUGGAGAAGUCAGUUAUUGGAAGUUCAGUUAGCAAUGCCUUGUGCCCCACUCACUUUUCAUGAACUAUUGUACCAUUAGCAUAGUUCAUAGGGCUCAAUGAAAUAAGUAAUGUAAGGAUGAAAUAAGGAGCAUAAGAUGACAAGGCGUCUGACUGUUAACCAGAAGGUUGGUGGUUGCAGUGGGUUUGACUAGAUGCCCCUUGGGGUCCCUUCCAGCUCUACAUUUCUAUGAUUCUACACAUGUCAGGUAAAAUUAUAUAUCCAAUUCAAAUAAAAGUUAAGUUCACGCUUUAGUCAAUUACUGAGAAGUAAUUGGGCUUCUCUUUGCAAUAACUUCCAGCACUGUUAGAAUGAUUUUAAACCAACUAGCCAUGUGGCUGGCUUUUUGUGUUCUAGAACAGGGUAAUUUGCUAACUGUACUUCAUAUUUUAGAUUGUAAUCUAGCACUUGGCACUGUCUUAUCAUUAUACAAUCUUGCCGCUGGGGUGUGACCUUGUACUUGUUUGGCCUCUAGUCUUAAUUUGUUGUAAUGGCAGAUUAGUGUUGCAACAGAUGAGCUGUUUUCUUCCUGAUUUGUUGUGGCAUUCAGUAUUUUAAAGCUGCUUCCUCUCAUGCAGAAGGAAGAGGUUCCAGUUACACUCACCCCAAAGUAUUUCUUAAAAAUCUGCAUGAUAUUAUUAUUGUUAUUGUUAUUAUUAUUAUUAUUAUUUACCCUGCCCCUCUGGGUUGCCCCAGCCAUUCCAGGCAGCUAACAACUUCAGUAAUGCUAGACAUUUUCUGAUUAAGCAAUAAGGUAGUUAUUUCCCCUGACUCAAGACAACUAGCAGCUGCUUCCUGUAGAAAUGUAGUUUAAGGAAAUGUUACUGGAAACCAUGACAUCACUUCUCUUUUCCUUUUAAUCUUUAUGGAAAGCUGUGUCAAAACUGUCACAUCUAUAGACCCUGUAGAAAAAUAGAUGCCACAACAGGACAACACAUAACGCUAAGCCAAACAAUGACAUAGAGCGAACAUGCAGGUUCCUAGAGGGGAUCACAGCUGCUGCACUCCUACCCUAGUACUCCUCCUGCUGCUGCACUACCCAGAGCUAAAUCAUGAUUUGGAUUGCUGUGUCACUUAUAGUUUAUCUUUCUUCAGACAAACCUGAGCUUUGACCAAAGUUUGUUUUUGGUCUACAUAGACGGGGGGAAAGGCAGACUUGAGUCUUCACUGUAUUGAACAAGUGUGUGGCAGUUUGGAACAACCUAAGACAAUUAACAAUAUGAAGAUGAAUCACGCUGUCUGAACAAUUCUGUACUUGCAUGAUUUCACACACAAGUAUAGGAAUACAGUGUCUGAACUGAUUCAAAUGAAAAUAUAUCACUUUCAGUUGGGAUAAAUGUGGAAUGAAGAUUAAAUUUUCUGGAUGAACAUGUUUCAGUUGAAGCCGCCUUGUACAGUACUUGCUUUCAAGCUUUCUCUUUAGACUAUUUAUCUGCAGGGUGGGAUGGGAAUGUAAACCAAGCAUUAAUAAUCUUUGGUUGUUCAGCAGGGCACGGUUUAACAGUGCAUCAUGCGAGAAAAAGCACUACCCUUACAAUUUGCACAACACACCCUUUGCUUAAAGUCGUCUUCUAUUGCUGUUGGGCAACCCUUUUCUAAAGCAAAUUGCAUUCCUGGUACUCUUUUAAUUAUCUAGAAAUGGUUGCAAAGCGGUCACAGUGUAAUAAUGGAAUAUGUCUGCUUUGAUUGCAGUAAGGAUCCUGUUGUUUUCAUUCAGCAGGAUCCCGGGUGCAAAAGGCAGCGAAGACAUUUUCCCUCGAUCUUGGAGAGCUGUUGGAGUAGACAAUACUUAGUCCAUAUAGCUCUGCACAGUGCUGCUUCAUAUAUUAAGCUUAUAUUUUAUGUGAACGUUUUAAAUAAACAAUAACUAACAAGAAGCAAUCUUGAAGAUGAGUAACUUCACAUUGCUAAAGACCUUGCUUUUCUUUUCUUUUCUUUUCUUUUCCUCCAGAAGAUUGAAGACCUCAAAGAAACAACCAGUGUAAGUAUGGGUUUAAUCAUUACAUAUUUUAAAGCAACUUAAGGGCUUGGCUUGGAUCUGUGUUAAAUUCCUCUUUAGCUAUUUCCUCUGCUGACAGGCACUUAGAAUGGAAUGGUGGGAGAUCAGUUGCCCCCCCCCCCCCAAAUCUCCCAAGUGGCCUGCUGGCAAAUGCAGAGAACCUGCUUCUCCUUAUGCCACCUGAUUAGAGGAGGGGGAAUGGAUUGUACCAUAUGUUCAGGAGGGAGGGGUCAUCCUCUCCCUUCUGUGGUCCAAAUUAUCUUCAUAUUUGUCUUUUGAUGGAAAUGGCGAUUGAGACUGUGCCCUACAAUUAUGUUCCGUGUUUAUAUUAAAUAGAAAAUAUAGUAGUGUUUUAGAAUAUUUUUAUGCUCGAUGGUAACCUGCUUAACAGUCAGGUCUUUGAAAGCAUGACACAAAAUAACUUGACACAUUUACUAGUCCUGUUGCUUUUUGGAGUAUAUAUUUUAUUGUAUUUUCAUAACUUAAUGAUAAAAUCUGAGCAACAAAAGCAGCUCUAAUCCUUCUGUUGUGAAGGUAUUGUUUAGGUAUUGUCAACUUGGUGCCCUCCAGAUAUUUUGAGCUACAGCUCCCAUUAUCCUAGGGGAUUGGGACCAGUGAAAGCUUUUGUCCAAAACCUUCGCAGGGCACCGGUGGCUAGGCCGAUUUAGACAAUAUCUUGCUUGUGCAAUAACCUGCAGGAUGUCAGUUAACUUUAAAGUUAACUGCCCUUAGAAAAAGAAGUAGCUUCUUUCACCCAUCAAAUGUUCUUUCCCUGUGUGGCUUUAGCUAUAUAAAUUGGGGAAAUAAUGAUCCAUUAAAACUAUUAGCAAAAUAGUUACUGAUUUUCUCCACCCUGUUCACUCAUUCGAGUGCAGAAUAAUAAUAAUAAUAAUAAUAAUAAUAAUAAUAAUAAUAAUAAAUUUUAUUUAUAUCCCGCCCUCCCCAGCCGAAGCCGGGCUCAGGGCGGCUAACAACAAUAAAACAAUGUUAUCAUAAAUGAAUUCUUACAAGAUAUCUAUGGCAAAUAAGUACUAAACUGAUAAUGAACAUACUAACCAAAGGAAGUACUUUGCUUCCUUAACACACUAUUCUAAGCAGUAAAAGUUUUGUAGAAAUACUAACAUGUUUAUUUUUUUCCCCCUUAGAGCAUGGUUGAAUCAAUAAAACACUGCAUUGUGUUGCUGCAGAUUGCUAAAGUAAGUAUCUGUGUUGGAAAAUGCAAUAAAAAGUGUUUGCAGUAUAAUGUUGUUUUCUGGAAGAAAUCAUUCUGUGCUAUUAUAUUGUAGAGGCAUUGAACCAUCAAAGUUAAUAAGAAUUGGAAGGUAUAGAUAUAUGUACAUUUAUAUGACUUGAUUAUUUCCCCUCCUGUUGCAUUCUGUAGGUAGAUUGAUAAAUACUGUAAGUAGAUUGCCAGGGGUAUAUGAAUGUACAUUGUAUAAGUUAUACAAUGCAUACAAUAGCAUACUCAAUGCUGUGCCAUUCUUCAUAUUAAAGUGGUGAUUAUACUGACCUAUUGAUCCUGACAAAGUGGUGUUUACCAUAAUCUCAAAUGUUGUGACUGUGCUCUUCAUGCUUUGUUUGAGCAUACAUAAAAACAGAUUCUUUAUGUCAGUGCCUACAUUGGUUUGAUUACUUUUGGUGUUUUAAACAUUCACAAGCAACUAUUUUGUGGAAGCCCCCAGGUUGGAAGUAUGAUGAAACAAAUGUUUUUAAAAAGCGCUCUGCUAGGUUGUACAUGAACAGUAUAAAUAACAGAAUUAUAGUCUAUUAAAGAUUGAUCUUGAAAUUUGAUGGUGCUUGUGCCUUCAAAAACUCAUCUUGAAUAUCAGUGUCUGAUAACUGAGUUAAAACAUGUUCCUCCUUUAACAAUGGGCCUUGGAUAGAGAAUUGAUAAAAUGGAGCAAUUUUGGCAUGAAAAGUUAUUGGAUAUGUAUGGUUAAAGCCCUUACUCACCAAAUGGGUUUGCAUGUACUAAUCUACUCUAAAAUUUUGGAUUUAUUCUCUAAUCUUAAUAGGCCUAAUAAUUCCUAACCUAUAGCACUGAAGUUCCUGCCAUAUCAGAAGUGAAAAACCCACUAAGUUUUUCUGGGCAUCUUAAAAUCCUAAUCGUAAACUGGAUUAUGGAACUUUUAUACAUGAUCAAAGAAGGUGAGCCCCAGUGAGCUUGUGCUGUAGUACAACGUUGUAAUAGGUUUCUCCAAAGAGUAUAUAGCUCCCAUUAAUAAUGGACUAACAAGGUGGAGAAGAGGGUGAGACUUGCUUGUGGUGUAAGGAUACUUUUUGCUCAUUUUCUUCUGUGAAAACAUGGAAGAUAUGCUGCAUGUCUCACUGCUGAAGAGGGAAUGUACCAUCUGCAAAACUGAAGAUAAGCAUAAAUACAACAAAGUUUCUGGAGUAACAAAAGGAUGUACAAGUGUUGCUAGCACUUAAAAACUUCAUGAAUAGCCUGGAAGAAAUCUUUGUCAUAUGCCGCUAUCCGGUGAAUCUUUGUGACAUGAACACAACCACAUUCUACACUGCACACAACUUAAAAUAUUCCUGCAUUGCAAGGGGUUGGACUGAAUGACCCUUGCGGGCCCUUCCAACUCUACCAUUCUAUGAUUUUAUACUCUAAAAUUUUAUUUUGGUGAAGAAACAAAACACCUUCAGUGCUGUUUGUUGUCCAUAUGUCUCUGGCCAAGCGUGCCAAUUUACUAAAGAAGUCAAUGACGGGGAAGUCAUUGCUGGUCAGGGUAGGGAGUUCUGGGUCAGAUAAACUGUUGAUCUGCCUUGGAAUAAGUUGGAUUUAUAAACAUACUGUUCAGAAUUUUGAAUGGGCAGUUGCACAAGAUUGUAAAAUGCAUCUAUUAAUAAUGUAUCUGAUGCUUAGGCUUUUCUCCUUUGAUGUCCAAAUUUCCCCAUACCCAUGCCAGUUAAGAAAGCUUCCAUAGAAAGUGCAAAAGGAAAGAUGGGGAAAGAGAAUGAGUCAUUCAUCCACAAAAGAGACCUUUGCUGCUGCUCUCUCUCUCUCCAUAACCCAUUUGUUAUAAUGUUUAGUGCACCCUUAUCCCAGUUUUGUUCUUGGAACAUACCUUGCCUUGCAAACCCAUGCAUACCUAAGGCAGACAAUACUGAAGGCUUCUGAUCUGGCAGAAUUUUGGGAGGCUUCUUUUGCUAAUUCUAUCUUUCCCUUUAACCCCAAUCCUGUGUCCCACAUCAUUCUGAGGGUUCUGGGGGCUGCAGCAGAAGGGGAGAAUUGGCAGAAGUUGUUCCCUUACCACCAACAGUAGGAGCACCCCCUGAGUGAAACGCCACUCGAGAUACUCCUGCCUGCAGCCGUAAAGUUUGGAUCCAGCCCAAUAUCUCAGACUCCAAUGCAUUAAGAUAGGGAUAGGGAACUUUUUGCAGCUUGUGUCACAUUCCCUAAUAAGCCUGCUUCCAUGAGAUGCAUAUCAGUGGUGAGCAAGAUCAGAGGUGAAAGUAGGUAUGAGGAGAGGCAAAUGUGAGUAGAGACACUCACCUUUUAUAGGCCUCCUAGCCACACGAUAGGCAAAGGUUUCUAUAUAUGCAUCCCUCCACUUCCAGUCAGAUGAGCGAGAGGCAAUAUCCCAAUUCAAGGACUCUGUUGAGGCUGUGGAGCGAUGCUGGUGAAUUGUAUGGAAAGGGGGCAUUGCAUGGUUAGAGUCCCAUGGGCCAGAUAAAGAGAUGGCGUUCCUACUAACAUAGAAUUGUUCAUAACUCCCUGCCAGCCUUAUGUCUUCUCAAUCCAUUUAUAAUAUUUUAAAACCAUCAAGAUAAAACUGAUGUUUGAGGCCCUCAUCUAUUCCCUCCUAGCUCUAAAAAUAGUGCCAUGCUUUGAGCAGCAUUUACUUGAAAGAAUUAGGAAUUCAGCUCCUGCAAACCCACAAUAGGUUCCAUGGGAAAUGUGCAAGAGAAAUCAAAGUAGCUAGGUUUUUUUCUGACUCAAGUUAUAGGACCUUGGGUGACUUGGAAUAAUGGACUUUGUAUGAUUAUGCUUUAGGUUGAGAAAACAUAAAGCUACCUUCGUUUUUGUAGCGGCUUUAUUUUAGCAAAAUGCAAGCCUUUUCUUGUCCCUGGUCCACAAAAAAAGAGCAUAGAGCAUGAUCACUGUGCAUUUAAUAUAUGUGUGUGCAUGUUUCAAUGAAUAUUUGGGAUUAGUGUAAUUGCCUUUGUCAUUACAUGAUUAUGCAUUGGAUCUUGUUUCCAUUCUGUGGAUUCUACAAUGGAUGAUUGGCUGUACUCCACCACGGAGUUUGUAUAUUAUUUUAAUGACUUUAAUUAAUUAAGUUUUCAACAUUAAAAAUUACAUAUAUUCUUUUAGAAUAAUCUGAUUAGGAACUCUCAUCUCUCAAGUAUAUGCAUAUGCCACAGAUUAGGAGAUAUGAUAGCCAUGUGCAAUUAUCUUAAGGGCUGUCACAUGGAAGAGGGAGCCUGCUUUUUUUCUCCUGCUCUGGAGGAUAGGACUCAAGUUGCAAGGAAGGAGGUUCCAAUUAAACAUUUGGGAAAACUUUCUGACAGUAAGAGUUGUUCAGCAUUGGAACAGACUCCCACUAGAGGUGGUGGACACUCUUUCCUUGGAGGUUUUUAAACACAGGUUGGAUGGCCAUCUGUCAUGGAUGCUUUAGCUGAAAUCCCUGCAUUGCAGGGGAUUGAACUAGAUGGCCCUUGGGGUCCCUUCCAACUCUAUGAUUCCGUGUUUAAGUAUUAAAUAAAAUACUAAUAUUCAUCAUUUAAUUACAGUCCCAAUAAAGUUGUUAAUGCAUGUUAUGAUUGGUUCCCAGCAUUCUUCUGUUACCGUAUAGUCUUCAGUAUGGCUUUUGAUAUACUGGCAGUUUUAUUCAACAUCACCUCCAUUGUUUAGAGCUGUUUCUGUAUCCAGCUCUGUCCCUGGAGGCCCAGGUAUCAUCAGUGGCUAGAAGAGUCUUUUACCAGCUGUGACUGGUGCUACAGCUAUGGCUGUUCCUGGACCACGAGAGCUUGAUCACGGUAGUUCAGCCACUGGUGACUUCCAAGAUUGGAUGACUGCAGUACACUCUGUGUGGGGUUUCCCUUGUGCUUAAUCCAAAAGCCUACAGUUCGUGAGGAAUGUUGCAACACGGUUGCUGCCAGGAGUGAGACCCUCUCAGCAUGUAACAUCUCUACUCAGAGAUCUGCACUGGCUGCCGGUUUGCUACCAGGCCAAGUUCAAGGUGUUACUGUUAGUCUGUAAAGCCUUUAGCAGCUUGGUACCACUUUACUUGCAGCUUCAUCUUGCCCCAUGUGUGCCCACUCAGCUGCUUUGAUCCCCAGAACGGGCACUGUUAAAGGUGCCACAUAAUAUGCAAUCUUCUAGUGUGGGAGCAGCUAUACUUUGGGACUCACUGCCUAGUGACAUCAGGCAAGUAGGUCCCUUCACUGUGCUCUUUUGGUACCUACUCAAUGAUGAAAUUUUGAAGUAAUUUCCAGCUGAUAUUUCUGAUUGGCACUUCCUCAGUUAAACCAUGUUCAAUCCCUCCCCCAACCAUGAAGCUUACCGUGUGACCUUUGGCCAGUGGUGCAUACUCAGCCCAACAAGGCUCAGCCCAUGAAACUAAUACGGGGUGGGAAAAGACAACCUUGGACUCCACCUUGAGUUCAUUGGAAGAAGGGCAGGAUAAUUUUGUUUUGUCUGGUUCAUUGUUUGUAUCGAGGAGAAUCCUAGACUUCAUAAAAGGAAAAUCUGCUAAAUGUUGGUGUACUCUGGUUAACUACGGAUUACUUGUACUGUAUAGGGAGAUGCAGUUUGAAUGUAAGAUGAAUGACAAUUCAUUCACAGCUAAGGUACAGCUGAGGAGUAGGAUGGAACCUUGCACCUGAAAGAAGGGAAAAUACAUGAUCCUACAGCCUAUACCUAAUCCCUUAACCAUUUUUGAAGGGUUGGCUAGCAUUACACUUACUCUAGACCACAGAGAUAAAACCUGUGAGGGGUUUAUUUAACUGGUACUGAGGCAUUUUGUCAUGGCCAAAUAAACCUUUCACUAUUGUGCUUUUCUUUUAAGUGACUUGUAAUUUUUUCCAGGUGAUAGUUUCCAAAACAUCAAGGAGCAUGUCACAGAAAUACCUUGCAUGUCACAGAAAUAUCUUGCAAGUGUCUAAGCAUUUGUGCAGGCCUCUUCAUGAUACUUGGUAAUAAAUAGAACUGGUAGAUACAUAGCAGCAUGCCUCUUCAGUGUUAUAUUCACCUGACAGAAAGCGCUUUUCAGUAUUGAUAUGUUAGCCUUUAUUAUCUUCAGAUGAUAGCAAACAUAGCUAGGUAUUGUAAGAUGAUACCCAUGGCUUAUAAAGUGCAAGGUUUCUAAUGGUUAAUCAGUUUCUUUUCCUUCAGAAACAUUUCACUUUCAGAACAUCUAGUAAAAAAUUCCGGAGAGAAACAAUUAUUCUCAUAUAAGCAAAGACAUGGCAUCUAGUAAAAAAAUGAUAUGUUAAUAUUUGUAACAUUUUUCCUUAAGGACCAAAGUAAUGAGGAGAAGCACGCAGAUGGACUUAUAGUAAGUUUAAAUCUAAUCUUUCAAUCUCCCUUUAUUUCGGCAGAACGUUAAGGCUGCAGUCAUGUGGCCACAGGGGCUUGAACUUCCAUUCAAUUUUGACAUUCUUUUUCUUAGUCACAUCUUCUGGUGUCUCCUCAAUAUGUUGUCACUUUCCUUAAGCUUCAAAAAUCACAAUUAAGAAUAUUAAAUUCCAGCUUCGCUUUUAUCACCACUAUUUCUUAUUAAUGAAGCAAAUUUAAACCCGCAAUGGGGAAAAACUGGGAUGAUAACUUGGUCACUCUUCUUGUACCUGAAAUGCACGUGCUUUCAGAAUAACAUUUCUUUAUAAUACUGCUUUUGAAAUACAUGCUAGAAGUUUCUGUCACGUUGCUUUGUUGUAUAUACUUCAUGUAACUUUACUUCUGUCUUCCAUUUGUAUACAUUUUCCUGAUUCUGAGUGUUUGUAAAUUGGUAGGAACUUACAUUGGCAUUUUAGCUUAAACAAGAGCAGAACAGUUAUGUGAAGUAGCUUGUUUUUCUUAUUUUCUAGUUGACCCUACAUUUUAAUAAAUAGUUGGGAACUUUUUUCAUGGCCCAUUUCCCUCGUUGCUGAAACUUAAAAACACAUUUUAAGACCCUUAGAACUACAGGAAACAAAGUAGUGCUGGACCCCAUGAGACAAGAGUGUAACUGCAGUCUGGUAGGGUAAGUGUAGGUCUGUUUUUAAGAAAACCCUCAUCAUGCCAUAAAGUUGGGAAUAUAAAGUACCUUCUAUAUACUGUAUAUGAUAUCACUAGUGAAUCACAAGACAGUCACAGUGAGAAUUCCCCUAUAAAUAAAGUUGGUGAACUAGUUUGCAAAGUUUAAGGAUAGCCUUUAACUGUAUGAGUUCAUAUGCAUUCAUUAAUGGUCUCAAAGGAGAUUAUGUCUUAUAAAUGUGGAAAUUCAAAGCAAGUUCUUCCUUUCUGCUACAACAAGUUUGAAAAUAAGAUGUGGGUUCAUAGCAUCAAAUCAAUAGAUUAUAAAUAACUUCUAAACACUGCAGCAUUCUGGGAGCAAUGGAGAAUGCAGUUUUAAGAGGAAUAGUAAUUACUCAGGAAUGGCAGAUCUGCAGUUAAGGAACUUGAUUGCCAGGAUUUCUUGUGAUGAGCAUAAUAAACAAGGCCUUAGUCCUCUUGAGUUUCCAAUUUAAACAGUACUGAGCUCCUACCAGUUCUCAAACUUACUUGUACUGUAUUACCAUUCAAAAUAUUUCCGGUCAUGUUUAUCUGUUUUUGCUUGAACCCUUAGAUACACAAUGUGUUAAUCUUCUACUUUUCUAGUGUUUUAAUUGGUGUUGCUUGUAGAUUAAUAGGAGGCUGGCUGUGAAGACUUUGCAGAGUUUAUAAUUAAAUGAAAGCUUUUCAAUCACAUUGAACACAAGAUGUUAUUUCCUAUAAGCUUGAAAUCAACAUAGCAUAACACACACCUUUUAAAAAUAACACUGAAGAGCUUGUAGAAAGGAUUGAAUGUCCUUAACAUGAACAAGUUAUUUCUAAAACAUCAACAUUGAAUGGUCCAGUUUCAUUUAGUUUACCUGGAGAAAACAUUUGACUUGAAAUCCUAGAAGCCUUAAUUUAUUUAAGCCAUUUAUAGAUAGUUAUCAAUAUAUCUCGAAGCAGUUUACAUAAGAAAAAAAUCCAGGUACAAUAAACACAACAACUUUAGAGAGAAGAAAAUCCAAGUACUAUAUAUAAAUAUACAGUACAGCGUAACAUUCAAAGGUGUAACAAUCAUCCAUAUAAAAUGCUGAAAAAGAUUUGUUAAACUUUGCAUCUGUAGGCUUAAUUUAGCUAUCUUUUCUGUUUGUAGAGUUUUCCCUGGUACAAUUUUCUAUCUUGCAAUAUAUUUAACAACUUGUAAGAGCCUUCCCCCUCUGACUUGUUGGAACCAGCUCAUGAAAAACCUUCAACCAAGAACCUCCCAAUAAAGCUAGUUUGACACAACACUGUUAUAACUAUUAAAUAUGACCAGUAAAAUAAACAAAGCUGCCUUGUGGUGAAAUGUAGAAACGUGUUGAUUAUUGUUGUUCACUUACGGUCUUCCUUUUUAGACAAGUGUACAAGAUGCUUUCAUAAAAUAGUAGUAUAAUACAAAACACAGUUAUAACCUAAAACUAAAGAACCCAGACGGCAGCAAAGUAUGUGAUAAAAUUGCAGUUCUAAAAAGGUUUGCUAACUCCUACCUGAAAACAGACAGUCAAGAGGCCAAGCAUUUUUCAGAGGCCUUUCCACAUCCUGGGUGCUAUGACUGAAAGGGCGCUCUUGCAUGUAUCCAACUUCAUCUCAGACAGAAUCAGAACCUGCGUGAGGCCCUCUAAAGUAGAGUGAGCAUCCUGUACAGGUUCAUAUUGGGAAUAGGGAAACGACUUUCCUGAGAGAUUCUGGUUCUAAACCAUUUAGGGCUCUGAAGAUAAUAGGUUGCACAUUGAUUUGAAACUUGACGCAAAUUGGUGAAGUUGGUAGAGGAUAGGUGCAAUGUGAUCUAAAAUGGACAGCUCCCAUCAGAACCCUCACUGUUUCUGACCAAUUGAAGCUCCCAAUUAUCUCAAGGGGCAGUGCUAUGUAAAGCAAAUUCCAAUAAUCUAACAUGUAAGUUGAAAAGCUAUAAUGCUAUUUGAGGAGUUCAACUCUAUCCAGAACAAGCCGAAUAUCUGGUCCGUUGUCCUUAAAACUCCAGCCAAUAGUGCUUCUAACUUGUCUGAAAUUACUUUCAGAUGAGUAUAUUGUAAUUUAAAAUGCAUUAAGAGUAUCCAUGUUUUUAAAACAUACCGUGAUAUUUGCAGGGUUGAAUUAGCUUGAUUUUUUUUCAGUAUGAUAGCCUCCUAAUUAUCUAUUGUAGUUUUAAUUUUGAAAACUUGUUUCCUGAUUGUACGCAUAGUAAAAUGCAUGAUUCUUUAGUUCUGUAACAAUCUGACUAGCCUUUUUCCCUCAAGUACAGAUUCUCUGGUAUACCAAUAUAAUCAUAAUGUAAUAAGGAACUGAGGUGAAUGAAACUGAAAUGCCUGAAAAUGAAUAUUUUGGUGUCAUCACUUCAGAUGUCUGAAAGUCUGUCAACGUUCUCUGAUAAAUUAUCACCAGGUUUUGAUAAUGUCUUUCAAAACCUUGACUAGAUUUGACGACUAUGGAAUAAAAGCCUUUGCAUUGACAUUACGUAGUGUUUGGUACAAGGACUAAGGAAUUAGUAUUCCAGAAUUUCCCAGUGCUUUGUCCCAACUGUUUCGUCCUUACUGCUGUUCUUCAGGCACACCAUUCACAAAUACUCUUCUGAGAUUAACUAGAGAUAGUAUUUAUUAGAGAGGGAGGAGAGGAUCAAGAUUUCACCUUCGCUAUGGGGAAAAAUAUUAGUAACUAACCGUGCUCGUAAUUAUACCUAAUGCCGUGGUAGUUAGAUCACACCCAUUCUCUCAACUGGCAUGAUUUUUGUGUUUGUAGAAUUAAUAAUACUGACUUUUAAACACAACUCAUUUUGACACUGAACAGUAAAGCAUUAUUCUCAAAGAUCCAUAAAAGUCUUUAGAAUAGGAGUGGGCAAGCUGUGACCCUCCAUAUGUUGUUGACCUCAAACUUCCAUCAGCCCUCACCAUUGGCCGUGUUAGGCAGGAUAGAGGGGAGUUGGAGUCCAACAACUGGCGGGCCACCACCAUUUUAGAACAGCUUUAGAAUAGUGAGGAUCUGGGCAAAAUAUCAAGGAGAUCAUUCCAAUAUGUUGGAAGUAAGAGGCAUAACAAACAUUCAUCUUUGACAGCAAAUUGUAUUGUAUAAAGUCAGUUUCCAAACAACCUCAGUACAUUUAAAAUUAGAGUCAAAUGCUAUUUUAUAAUAGUUAAAAAUGGCAAUGAACAAGAUAAGCUCUAAUUAAUUUCAUUUACCGACAGCAAUUUUGUCUUGUCCAGUAUUUAGGGUGGUAUCCAGUACUGUUCACCAACUGAUGAAAGGAAUCCAUUCACAGAAUAGGAGAGGGAGGCAACAUUUGGAGAUUCUCUAUCCACCCACGUUGCCUCUAAAUCUGCUCUGGAGGCCCCCCCCCAUCGCCCAGAAGGCUGGAAGGGAGGGAGAUUGCUGAAGAUUGUCUCGCUUCUCAUUCCACUGGCAGAUUCCAUCCAUCAGUAGAUUGAUUGUAUUAGAUGCCCUCCUUUACUGUUGCUUAAAUUUAUUGUGCUGCAUAGAUUUAAAGCUGUUCCAUAUCUAGUUCUUCCUCCACAGGAAGCUAAUUCCAAAGUUUAGCCAUUGUUGCCAUUUUAAAAGCAGGAAGAGAUUACUUGCUGCAAGAAACAUUUCUUGCCCCUGAAGUUACUGUAUUUCUCAAGUUUUGAGUUGUUCCCAUAUAUUAUCACAACAGUCCUUCAAUGUGUGUGCAGAAAGCCAGCUAACACUUGCUAAUCAUUUGCAAAGGAAAAACUUACCUGCUUGUACUACCCUCAAAUGCUUCCCUUCUCUUCAUAUCUUCAAGAACUCCUCAUUAUUUUUGUUGCUGUCCUACUUUUCCAGAAAGAAGCUCAUGUUCGGUUUAGUCUCUGUCUAAUCUUCUGAGUUACUGUUUUUCUAGGUUUAUCUUUCUUUGAUAUGAAAUCUUGUACAAUAUCUGGAUUUAAAUGGAUCUUAUCAGAUUGGGUUGUCUGCUGAGUUUUCAGGUUGCUGACUGCUCUAGCCUUACCUUGUUUUAUUUCUGACCGUGUGCUCUGCAAAUGGCAGGAUUGUUUUAGGCUUAGUUUUUAAAUAGUAAAGGUGAUUUCAGUUGUAUUUAACCCACACAUUUAGAACUCUGCUGACAGAGUUUGAACAAAAUGAAAAGUCAGCUGUUUCCCAAAGGCGUCACUUGCAGUUUGUUUAGUAUGGUGGAUCUUUGCAUGCCUUCACUUGUACCACAUAACAUGUGACCAGAGCCACACAUCUGUACACAUCAUAUACCCAACUGCUUUCAUUUUUCUCUUCUUUGAAGCAGAUCUAUCCUAGUAGAUGUUACAUGUAUAAUGAGGGCACACACAUAUGAUAGGAUUGCCAUAUUUCAAAAAGUGAAAAUGCAGACAAAAAAGUUGUUAAGCUUUUUUUUUGUUUUUGCUGAAGUUGCGUUGUUCUCCCCCACCCCCAAAUCUAAAUAAACAGAGAGGCUUCGAGCUCUUUUUAAUGAAAUUUGCCAAAAUCUCCCAUUUCCAACAUAGGCUGCCAUAUGUCUGGAUUUUCCCAGACAUUCCAGCAAUUUCUGCCCGGGCGCUGUUUAAUAGGGCCAAAUACCAGCUAUGUCUGGGAAAUUCCGGAUGUGUGGCAACCCUAACAUGAAUACCUAGCCCACCAUAUACUGGAAAUUUUCAGUUUCAUCAAUUUUUCAACUUGCUGAAAGUUUUAUAGUCUUUUCCCCUUUAAAAUAGUGACAGUUGAUACACUCUGUUAAUUUCCUGUCCUGAUCAAAGUGACAUCAGUCCUGCAUCAGAAUCUGGCAAGUGAGGUAGUGUGUGAAGAGGUCUUAAGGGGUAUUAUUAAAGGGACAAUUGCUUUUCUGAAAAAGAAAAUUGAAGGUGGAAAGAUAAACGGAACUGUGUCUCAACGUAGAAUGAACUAGUGUGAAACAAGAUCAGACAAUGUAUUAUGCUUUCCCUCAAACUGCAAAGGAGAAGAAUGAAAUCCCUGAGUCACAAAACAUAUUCAUAGUGACUCCUGUUCAAGAUUCUUGACAAAUUCUUAUGGCACCAUGUUCAGUAGUACUUCUGGAAUUGUUGAAUAUCUUCUCUGAAAGCAGGAGUAAACCACAAUCUCUAGAUCGUCUGUCAUCUUUUAGGGUUGCUAUCACAUCAGUACAUUAAAAAUUAAAGCUGGGACUCCUGGGUUGUAUGAUAGAGUAUUUAUAUUUACACUUAACUAAAUUCACUUUCAACUUGCUACUACUAUUCUGUACAGACCACUAAUGCUUGGAGAACAUUUGCUGUACUUCUGUCACUUUGCAUUUCUCUCAGGAAUUUGCUAUUGCAUUAAUAAAGUUCCUGCACGGAGCACACACCGCUGUGGUUCUCAAAAAAGGUUUAAUUUGUUUUUUGUGUCGUAGAGCACUAUUAAUCCUGUUGAUGCAAUAUAUCAACCUAGUCUAUUGGAAUCUUCAGUGAUCAGCGCAAUGCCUACCCAAACUGUCUUACCUUCAGGUAUAGUAUUUGUAAACUACUUGUGGAAAUGUUUGUUUCUGAAACUUAUGAAAAUGUAAUGUUUAGUACUAAUAGUAGAUACCCUCUUUCAGCUCAAAUGUGAUUUAUUUUAUAUGCACUUUCUCCCACUCCCCCCGCAUCCCUUUAUUUCUUACACACAUGCAUAAAAAUGUUAGGCUGCCGCCACACCAAUUCCAGCAUGAUGAACAGCAUGCAGACAGGCUAGCAGUGUGGGUGGCAGGUGACCCAAGGAAGCUGUUUAAUGAGGGAGGGGAGAUGCUCCACGAAGCAGUUUGGCUAAGCACCACCCCUUUAAAAGAGGAUGGGGCUUGGGGCAAGCGGUGAAGGGAUAGUUGAAGUGUAAAGGGAGGAAGGUUUGGUCAGGUGUGCGGGAGGGGGAGUUGGCAGGUACGUGGGGUUGUUGAGUGGAGCUGGCAAGGACAACCACCCCAGUAGAAUGCAUAUACAGUGGUACCUUGGUUCUCAAACUUAGUCCGACCCCCGAAACGGUUCAAAAACCAAGGCACGGCUUCCGAUUGGCUGCAGGAGCUUCCUGCACUCACAUCGGAAGCCGUGUCAGAUGUUCGGCUUCUGAAAAAUGUUCACAAACCAGAACACUGGUUUGUGGCGUUCGGAAACCAAGGUACCACUGUAUUCAUUGAAAGUGGUUGCAUAAAGGAUGUAGCUUAUAAGCUAUUUGUGCUGUACUGUGCUGUUGCUUUGUAAAUGAGCUAACUUUAUUCUCUGUGCUGAAAUAUAUUUGACUCUUUCCUCUUGUACUCAAAUUAAAUGAUUUCUUUUUACAAGUGGUGUUUUUAUAAUCAGUUCACAUAGUAGUGUGUUUGCAUUCCCUAUCUUCAUUGCCUGUUCUUUGCAUUAAAGAUACUCAACUAAACUAGGAAUGUGGAAGAGCAGUGAGCCUUCAUCUUCCCACAUGGAGAGUAGAACAGCAGAAUACAUUCUGUGCCUAGGAUGAUGCCAUGAAUACGUCAGGAUUUUUGCUUACACCAUUUCACUUGUCACUUUGUAAUAACUUUUAGAGCCAACCCAGCUUUGCAAAUCAGAGCAGCGACCUUCAUCCUUGGCAGUUGGACCAGUUGUAGCAUUAAUUGGAAGUCACCAGACUCCAACACCAAAUAGUACAGGUAUAGCACAAAUUCUUAUCUUGUUUCAAAAUACACUCUCACAGUUUGGUGGGAGUGGGGCGCCUGUGGACCUCCAGAUGUUGCUGGAGUACAACCCCCAUCCUUUCUGACCAUUGGCCAUUCUCUCUGGAACAGAUGGGUGUUGUAGUACCGCAACAUCAGGAUUUGAAUGGUACCCCUUUUCACGAUGCACAUGCUUUAUUGGUGAUUUCAUAGGCUCCCACUAUUUCCAAGUGGAUGGAAUAAAACCCUGGUGAUGUUCUAGACCAAAGUGGCUAACCUGGUGCCCUCCAGACAUUGCUGGACUCGAACUCCUAUCCGCCCCAACCUGCACCAAUCAGGAAUGCUGGUUGGUGUGUGCUGGUUGGGAGAGACAUGCCUUACAUCCAAUCACCUCUGUUACAGGUCUCUUCCAUUCCUUUGAUUGUUGUCGUUACUUUUAAAAAAGAUACUGUGUUUAGAUCUAUUUAUAAAUCAUUAUUGAUCUCGUACUUCCUGAGCUAAUAAAAGUUCAGCUACUUAUGUUUUGUUUGAAAACAACAAACUGUUUUUUUUUUACAUUUAUACUCAUAAUCGUUACAGGAAGUGGCCAGUCAGCACCUAGCAGCAGUUUAACUUCUCCGAGCCAUGCCAAUAUUUCUCCAAAUACAGUUCCAGAUUUCUCUUACUCCAGCAGUGAAGAUGAAUUUUAUGAUGCUGAUGAAUUCUAUCAAAGCAGCUCAUCCCCAAAGAGAUGUUUGGAGUAAGUAAUGGGAAGCCUACGAACACUGUUUUCCCUUGAGAACUGUCAAAGUCGGUACAUAUACUGACCACAUUCCAUGCAUGUAGCAGAAAUCAUUAGGACAGUGGGCAGUGCUCAGUGAUGUCCUUCUGCUUGCACAACAGGACUUAUGGUUUCUUACCUCACUCCUGCAGCUCCCUCUGCACACUCAAAAUCUGUUCCACAGGAUCCCCAGACCCUCCAGAGCAGAUUUUAAGAGGGUGCAGGGGAGCAAGAAAGGAAAGAUAAGCUUUAUUGUACAAGUGGGCAACAGAUCAAACUGUGUUGGAUCUAACCCAAGAUUAUUACUCCACUUUCUCACUUUCUUAAAAAUACAAAUUAAGAACAAUUCCGAUUUUAAAAAUUCAUACUGUGAAUGAAGCAACUAUAAUGUGCCAACAUUAUGCCCUGCGUGGAUAUGAAAAUUGCACAAAUUCUUAUAGAAGCUAAUGGAAAUUGACGUUUUAUUCAUGAGCUGCUGUGUGGUGCACAGAGGUGUUCCUCAGUUCAUAGACCUCAGCCAUCAACUAAGUAGUGAGUUGCCCUUAGCCAUCUAGCCUUUAAACUCUGCUAAAUCUGACCCACCAUAUACAGGCCUCAUUUGGCCUGGCGGGUGUCCUAAUUUGCUCAACAGUUCCUCCCACACCUGAUGUCAAAUGUAAUGGCUGGCAAAAACAAAGCUGCAAAGGAACCAGUUGAGAGUCUUAAGAGUGCUCCUGGCAGGCAGAGUUUUGAUUUGGUGCCCUUUAAAUUUGGUGACAAAUACAGGCUUCACUGGGAUUGGUUCCACUUGGGAACUCCUGAGGGCGUCCCUGCCAAAAGUAGGGGUUCCAAUCAGCACAAAGUACAACUCCCACUGCAGGUGUUUUCCUUGUAAGGAAAGAAUCAGUGCACUUUGAGUGUGCUCCAGUUUUUUUCCUUUGUAGUUGGGCCACUGUGAUGUCAGGCAGUUGACCUGCCUGUCAAAGUGACCAACAACAUAGAGUAAUGGCGGGUAAAUUCUGAUAAUAUAUGUAAAGAAGUUUUAUUUAUAAGUUAAGGAAGUGGAAGGCUGCUGAACACAACAGAGGUUUCCUUUUCUACCCACUCCAACCACCUGUGUUCCCUGAAAAGCCUGUCUUGUGGGUCAGCAGACUCUUGGAGGCUUAACCUCUGGCUACAAUCCUUAAAUCUUUUAAAAUGCUAAAUGAAAGUGAACUAUUGGCCUUCCUUUGAUCUCUUUUCCAUACCUUAAAGCUGCUCUUUAUCUGCCCUGGAAUUUACUGUUUAUCAGCCAUUCCCCAAGUGUGGGAGUUCUUCACAUCCUUAUCGUGUUUGUAAAGGUCUAAAAUGCUUUGUAUCUUUCUGUAGGUCUUCAGGGCCUGGGGCAAUCCUAACUCGUAGCAGCACAGGAAGUAGUAUGAAGCGCCCAGACACAACAGAGUCCCUCAAUUCUUCCAUGUCUAAUGGGACAAAUGAUGCUGGUAAGAGAAGCUCACAAACCAUCCAGGACCCCAACAGCACUUUGCUACAAAUUGCAGCAUGUAUAGAUACUACAAAAGACUCCUUUUUCUUCUCUAUGCUAAGUAGCGAGGAUAAAUCAAUCUUUAUCUGCAUGCUUGCUUUCAAUAUCUGUGCUAUUGUGAAGGCGGAAAAACAAUGUUUGCCUAUCUUGGCGUAUUAGAUAAGGUGUGGGGAACCUUCCCCCACUUGGGCCCAGAGCCCUUGUUUUCUCUCCCUCUUUCUGCCGCCUUCUUCCUCAUUUUCUCUCACACACAUGAAAUUAAGGCAAACAGGUUCCCCACCCCUUAAUUAGAUUUUAAUUAUUUGAAUGUUUUCUACUUCUUCAGUAAAGCAUGUGUUGAAUGCAGUUUAUUAUUACAGAUCUGUUUGAUCCCCUCGACGAUAGAGAUGACGAUAAUGAAGGAGAGUCUGUGGAAGAACACAAGAGCGUUAUCAUGCAUCUUUUGUCACAAGUUAGGUUAGGAAUGGACUUAACCAAGGUAAGAGUCAAAAGGAGGUUCAUGGAGUUUGAGCAGUUAGUGGCUUUAAUUGCUUUGAGUGCAAGAGUAUUCCGUCAUCAAAUAAAUCAAUUUUGCAUCUCCUCUAUCCCAAAUCCUAACUAUGAUUGUUGAAUCUGCAUGUGUUAAACCUGCACAAACUUGUUUGUAAGUAAUCUCUUCAAUGGCAUGGAUCGUUACAUGCUCAAAUUCAACACAGGGUGGCAUCUAGUUGCUGCACUCUUACAAUGAUAUUUGCACAAGAUGUGCUGUCCACACUGCAGCCCAAAGCUCUCCCUCUCCUAAGGGCUCCUGACUUUAGGGGGAGCGUGCCAUAGAACAGCCCUAGUUGCUUCAGCAUUUAAUGUUAGGCCUGUUUCAGUCUCAUUGAAAUUAAUUUGACUGGAGCAUUGAACUUGAUUUCAUGGAGACUUAAUCUUAUGGUUUUUUAUUGAUCUCAUUCACAUGUGAUAGUAAGUCAUAGUCUUAAAAAAACUCACAAGUAAUAAGUAAAGAAUUUUAAUACGAAAUUCAAAAAUUACAAGGAGCAAGCCUUGGUUUCUGCUCAUGGUGAGUGCUGGUUUUUUAGUAAUGCUAAGCCAGUUACCUGGCUGGCUUACCAAUACAUACUGAAGAGCAAAUCAUGCCCGAUUGAGCAUCAUGUUCAUUCUUUAUUGCCUUUAAACUGAGAUGAGUAGUGAUUUCUCACAUCUCCAAACACGUGAAAUGAAUAGAGUUUCCAAUGUUGUUUCUGUUUUGGAUUAUCCCCCAUGCUCAACAUUCUGGGCUGUUCUUUUAAUAAACAAUAUUGGGCACAUAAUAGGUUCCUUCUUUUGCAAUAGGCUGAUCACAAACCAGAAGUAUAUUAUGUCCCUCCUUUUAAAGUUUCUUGGAUGUAUUGUGUAAAAUAAUAAUAAUAAUCCUGUACUGGAAAGCUUAGUGGAAAGGACCAUCUGUUUUUUAACGAAGUGUGGUACCAGCAGUAAGUGCUGACCCUUACAAAUGUCAAAUUAUGCUUAAGCAGUUUUGAGCAGCGUUAAGACUUAAGUGUUUUUUAGAUAAUCAAAUGCUUAAGAGUCUUGUGUGUUUCUUCCCUCAGGUGGUUCUUCCAACUUUUAUUUUGGAAAGAAGAUCACUUUUAGAAAUGUAUGCAGACUUCUUUGCACAUCCAGACUUAUUUGUAAGGUAUUCUCAAUUUUGUUUUCAUACAGCUUAUAUAUCUGCAGUAGUGCAAGCUCCACUUCAGUGGAUGCAUUUUUGUCUAAGGACCAUGAUCUAAUUUGAACAUAUACAUGAUUUGCUGCCUACUUGUUAGGCAGAUCCAGCUGCCUCUAGCAAUACAGUCGUACCUCCGGUUAAGUACUUAAUUCGUUCUGGAGGUCUGUUCUUAACCUGAAACUGUUCUUAACCUGAAGCACCACUUUAGCUAAUGGGGCCUCCUGCUGCUGCUGUGCCGCCGCUGCACGAUUUCUGUUCUCAUCCUGAAGCAAAAUUCUUAACCCGAGGUACUAUUUCUGGGUUAGUGGAGUCUGUAACCUGAAGCGUAUGUAACCCGAGGUACCACUGUAUUGGGACUGAAACUGGGCAGCUAGUUUUACAUUGCUGGCAAAGCAUUUUAUCUUACAGGUAGGAAUGGUAAGGACUUUUAUGUGUAGCUAAACCAUCAGUUAGAUUUUUUUCUCUCAGCUCGGUUUUAAACAUCUUGAAUAACUUUUUUGUGGUUUCAGUUUUUUUUUAAAAUAUCUUUUGUUAUCCUAUUAUGUCUUCUCUAGUAUCAGUGACCAAAAAGAUCCAAAGGACCGAAUGGUUCAGGUGGUAAAGUGGUACCUCUCAGCUUUCCAUGCAGGAAGAAAAGGGUCUGUUGCUAAAAAGCCUUACAAUCCCAUCCUGGGAGAAAUAUUCCGGUGUCACUGGGUGCUGCCAAGUGUGGAACAAGAAGAAACUACGGUUAGUAAAAAUUACUUAACAGCUUGUUUACAAAAUGCAACUUUUUUUAAUCUCAGCCAUUUCAUAGGAGCUUUAACUCUCAUUUCCAUUUUGUUGAGAGGAAGGGACAGUUCACCUUUUUUAAGUUCAAGGUGCCUUGAACAACCCAGAGCUUGAGAAAUUUAUUUUUUCUUAUUCAGUGUCAGACCUCAUUCUGUCUCAUACUGUGCCAUCUGUCUUCUGAUCACUUUCUCAGGAUAUAUUUCUAAGUAAUUUGUCUAGCAUUUAGUUCAUGUAUUUAUUACAGUUAUAUUCCACGUUUCCUCCAGGCAGCUCUAGACUACAUACAUGUUUUCCCCCCUCCCAUGUUAUCCUCACAACCCUGUGAGAUAGAAUAGUGACUGGCCCGUGGUUACCCACUGAGCUUCAUGGUUGAGUGAAUAUUUGAAUCUAGGGCUCCCAGAGUUACAUCAUACUUUAUUGACCUAUGCGGCCUAGGACCCUUGUACCUACGGGACCGCCUCUCCUGGUAUGCCCCACAGAGGACCUUAAGGUCCACAAAUAACAACACUUUGGAGGUCCCAAGCCGCACAGUGGUUAGAUUGGUCUCAACUAAGGCCAGGGCCUUUUCAGUACUGGCCCCGACUUGGUGGAACGCUCUGUCACAAGAGACUAGGGCCCUGCGGGACUUGACAUCUUUCCGCAGGGCAUGCAAGACAGAGCUGUUCCGCCUGGCCUUUGGUUUGGACUCAGUCUGAUCCUUAUGUUUUUGAUUUAUGGGCUACUAUUAAAAUGAGGCUGCAUUUUAAAUUGUAUUUUAACCCGUAUUUUAAUAAACUGGUUCCCCCCCCCCCAUUAUGUUUUAUUGUAAUUUUAUUGGUGAUAGCCGCCCUGAGCUUGGCUCUGGCCCGGGAGGGCAGGGUAUAAAUAAAAAUAUUAUUAUUAUUAUUAUUAUUAUUAUUAUUAUUAUUAUUAUUAUGGCUUUGGUGAUAAUGUGAGCUAGCUCUUACAAUGGGUUUAUUUUUCUUCCCUUCCAUCUGGGACCACUUAUUUGACUUGAUCACCAUCCUUGUCUAAUACAUGGGGGACUUGUAGAUAGCAUUGAGGGCCUUUCCAGACUAGUUUGAUUCACAUUGUUCAUUUUAGGGGAGAGCACAUUUUCUAAAUGAUACUUUAUAUGUGGGCAAAUGCAAUGACUUUUCCUAGUUGGUGCAUCUAAUCUGAGAGUAAAUUUUGUGGAACAAAGUUUGUCCACCACUGAAUGAUGCCUUCUAAUCCUAUGCAGACAUUUCCCACACCACACAUGGUAUUUGACCUGGAAUGCUCAGGCCCGCCUCUCUUGUCAUACACAUAGAUGCUGAUUACAUAGACCAUAUCCAUGUCUACACAUCAUGCUGUAGUGCACUUCCUCUACUGUGCAAGUCAUACUGUGUUCCCAGAUUUAUUUCGCAGUCUCUUCCUAUCUUCCUAUCGCAGCCUCUUCAAAUCAUGCACAUCCUAGGUAAUAGCAUACAUUGUGCCCUUGUGUAUUUUACCCUUUAUUCUGUGCAUCCUUGGAAGAUUUAGGUAGGGAACACAUCUGAAUACCUCGGUAUACGUGUUAAAAAGACUGUAUAUCAUGUAACAUUGGAAUACGUCUUUCUAGGAAACUCUGGCAGAUGGACCACUUCCAUGGGUUACUCAAAACAGUGUAACGUUUGUAGCGGAACAAGUUUCUCACCAUCCUCCAAGUAAGUGAAGAAGCCUAUUGCAGAUUUUUAAAACCUCUGUUUUAAUGCUGGUGUUUAGUCAGUGUUAGGCUUUGCUGCUGAUUUUUUACUUGGGAAGUAAAUAAUAAAUAUCAAUUUGUGCUUUGCAGGUGUUUUAGCCUGAAUUUAUUGCUUUAUCGUUUACCAUUUCUUUCUGUCCUUAAGUUUCAGCAUUUUAUGCAGAAUGCUCUAGCAAGAAAAUACAGUUCAAUGCCCACAUCUGGACUAAGUCAAAGUUCCUGGGAAUGUCUAUUGGCGUUCAUAAUAUAGGCCAAGGUAUGUCACAGAAAUGUGCAUCUACUUCCUGAUUCUCUAAAUUAAUGUAUUUAUGAGAAAGUAUUUGAUGAAUUAUUUUUUCACACUGGAUAACAUUUCUCAUUGAAGGCUGGUGGCAAUCACAGCAGUAGCCACAAACCAAUACAGAAUCCUUUGGGUCUUGCUUUUCAUUAUAAAAAAGGUCUCACUGUAUACUGAUUGCCUGCAGCAAUGUUUGCAAAGGCUCCAGCCCAUCCUGAUGCCAUGUAUUUUUGGCCUUAAGUCCACAAGGCAUCAACUGACCCAAGAGAACUGAAGUCACAAUAUGACUGGCAUUAACUAUGGGGCACAUAAUUCAGCAUGUGUAUUAUCUGUAGAAGAUCCCCAUUUCCAGUUUUAAGGGGGAAGGGAACCACUUGGGCUGCAGGGAUUAAAAAGUCGUCUGCCCAGACCUCAUAGAGUGCAGCUGCUGCAAUCGAUAAUACUGAAUGUAUGGCUGUUUAUUUGUUGCACUGUCUUGUAUGUUUGUUCUUAAAACAUGGCAGCAGAGCAAAAAGUAAUGGGGCAAACAGGAAAUAGAUUUAUUGGACCUUCGGGGGGGGGGAGAAUUCAGAGAACAAUGAUUAAAGAUUCAGAUAUGCUGCCGUUUCUUUUCAUUAUGCUAUCAUAAAUUAAGGACUACAAAGGUGGUGCGAGAGGGAACUGUGAAAUGCCCAAAACAUUUCAAGGGGCAGGAGCAUAGGUUCUCUUUUCUGGUUCCAUUGGCUUAGUUCUUGCAGCCAAGAUUUUCAUGGCAUUUUUAUUCUUCUGUGGUCCUUUGUCAUCUUAUUUCAUAUGAAAAUACUGUCUUAUUCUCAAAAUGCCCUAUUCUCUUGCAGGGUGUGUAUCAUGCCUAGAUUAUGACGAGCACUAUAUUCUAACAUUCCCCAAUGGUUACGGGAGGUAAGCGACUUCACACUUUUCGGCAAUUUAUUUUAUGAUAGCAAAUGUUUCUUUUUCUAACUCUUUAAGGGCAUCUUCUGUUACCUUGACAGAUCUAUUCUCACAGUGCCAUGGAUAGAGCUGGGAGGAGAAUGCAACAUUAGCUGCUCCAAGACAGGCUAUAAUGCUACCAUAAUCUUCCACACGAAACCUUUCUAUGGUGGGAAAAAGCACAGAGUUACAGCAGAAAUCUUGUAAGUAUAUUCAGGGGUUUUAAGCAACAAACCCAUUUCAUACUUCUGGUAGCAAGAGAAUAAGACACAAGACAGGAAGUAGAGCUACUGGCAGCUUAAGCCAGUGCUUUGGACAGGUACUCAUCUUGUUUUAUAAUUAUGAAUACUAUUAGUAGUGAUGGAUCCUGUUUUUUAUCUUUUCUUUUAGUUCUCCUAAUGACAAGAAAUCUUUCUGUUCAGUUGAAGGAGAAUGGAAUGGUGUCAUGUAUGCCAAACAUGCAACUGGGGUAAAUCAUCCCUUUUUCUGUUUUGUUUAAAUCAGUAGGCUAGACUAGUGGCACUCAAAGAAAAUACUGAUUAUCCAAAGCAUGUCAUCUGAAUUCCUUUUCCUGUUAGUAGUAAAUUGGCUUCAGCCCAAAAACCUUUUAAUGGAUUUAACAUCCCAGGGGGCCACCGAGUGAAUUGUGCUUCUUGCAGAUUGAGGCUCAGCAUAUUUGGGGGCUGAUAUUGAUGCUAGACCAUGGCAGCUGACGGCAUCUCUGCUGUGAAAUUUAAUUGUGCCAGAGAAAUUUUGCAAAACUUAAUGAUAAAUAAAACCUAGAUGGUGAACAAAUUGAAAAAUAUAAACAAUAAUAGUGCUAUUCUUUCUUUAGGAGAAUGUAGUCUUUAUAGAUACCAAGAAAAUGCCUAUCAUUAAGAAGAAAGUAAGAAAACUAGAAGAUCAAGAAGAAUACGAAUCCCGCUGGUAAGCAUAACUCUUCUUCCUCCCUACUAAAACCCAGACCUUCAGGUAAAUAGAGGUUAGUGGCCUGUAUCUUGCCAGCACAAUUUCCCUCACGUGACACUCCUACUAGAAUUAGCAGGGAGGGGAAGGUGGUGUGUUUGCAGACUCCUCCUUCCACCUAGGUCCCCUGAAAACAGGAGUGGGGCAGGGGACUGGUUACAGAGGAAUCACCAAAAUGUUUCUCCCUUCCUCCUGCAAUAGCCUCUGCUGGAUCUGUCUUUUCUGUAAAUGGGAUCCCUUAUAUUUGCAGAAGAGACUCUGGGUCUCAUAAAUCUAAUUUGCUUGAAAUUAAAUAUCAGUAACUUCACCUCUAUAUUUUGAUAGAACAAGUGCAUUGUUUAGCUGUAUUAUGUGAAAAAAAUCUACUUUCACAUACUAGGAAAUAAAUCAUUUAUUUAUUGCAUAUAACGUGGAUUAUGAGCAGUAACAUGGGAUGAAUGUCAGUCAUCAAGGGUUUGAAACAAAAUUGGCCACCUGCCUAUUUAUCUUCCUUCAUGGAUGAUUUCCCCCUCAUCUUAGUUUAAAAUAUUUCUCCUGAACCCGCGAUAAGAAAUGAGUUUUGUAUCAUGAUGUAUAAAUAUUCUUAUUUUUUUAGCUUAUGGAAAGAUGUAACUUACAACUUAAAGAUCAGAGACAUUGAUUCAGCUACUGAAGCAAAGCAUAGGCUUGAAGAAAGACAAAGAGCUGAAGCCAGAGCCAGAAAGGAGAAAGAGAUUCCAUGGGAGACACGGGUACGUUUUACUCAAUAAUCAGUACCUUUGUAAAUCUCCCUGUAGAGAGCCAGUGUGGUGUAGUGGUUAAGAGCGGUAGUCACGUAAUCUGGGGAACCGGGUUCGCGUCUCUGCUCCUCCACAUGCAGCUGCUGGGUGACCUUGGGCCAGUCACACUUCUUUGAAGUCUCUCAGCCCCACUCACCUCACAGAGUGUUUGUUGUGGGGGAGGAAGGGAAAGGAGAUUGUUAGCCGCUUUGAGACUCCUGGAGGGGAGUGAAAGGCGGGAUAUCAAAUCCAAACUCUUCUCCUUCUUCUUCUUCUUCCCUGUUCCUCCUGUGACACUAUUAAUUGAGUACUCUUCUCUUCCAGCUAUUCCAUGAAGAUGGCGAAUGCUGGGUUUAUGAUGAACCACUACUCAAGCGACUUGCUGCCAGUAAAUAUUAAGUGGACCACCAUGAAGUUGAAGCCUUGGCUUAGUGGCGAUAGUUGUAACUUUCAAGUACUCUUCUUUUGGAGAGCCUGUCUCCUCCAGUUACAGUUCCUAUCUCAGGGAUACUGGAUUCACUGAUGCAGCGAACAAUUAAAACAGGAAGAGCCUUGACUGUGUAGCAGUAAUUUAUAUUGGCCUUUCCUGUCUGACCUCCCAUGCUUCUAGAAGAAUUAACCUGGGCUUGAUCCCCAUCAUAUAUGUUUUAACCACUGCUGUAAAAGGUGCAAUGGGGCAUUUGAUUCCAGUUACAUAUGAUUCUGGCAUCCUACAAAUACAUGACUUUAUUUCAUUAGAGCCAGUUAAUUUGUGUAAAUAUGAGGAUUCAUUCUGCCAGUUUAGAAAACGCAAGAUUCUAAUCUACCAACUGGUAUGUUUUGGGUUUUUUAAAGAAAUCAUUUUUUUGGCAUUUCAUUGUUUCCCCAAAAUAACUUUGGUAUUUUUAGAAACUAAAAUGUAAUUUUAGAUUACCAUUUGGUUCCUGCUGGUGCAUCUAUAAUGCUUCAUAAAAUAGAUUUUCAAUUGUAUGCAUUGUUUUAUUCCAGAGUAAACCUUUUCACAGCAAGAAUGCUUUGAAAGAGCAUUAUAUUCAAGUUAAACAAUGCUAAGAAUGUGUUUUGCUGUUAAACAGGGAUAUACUCAUAUGCACUUGAAAAUACCCAGGGCAGUAUGAGAUACAAGCAAACAAAAGCAACCUCUUAUAUAUAUGGUUGUCAUCUGAAAUAUGAUUACAAACACAAUCUAAGUAACCAGGUUCUUCUGUUCAGCAGUGCUAGUAGUUCAGAAGAUGGUUGGUCACAAUUUGACCCAAGCACUUGUGUUGAAACCAAUUUUACUGCAUUCCUGUUUCUGCUAAUUGCGUUGAGCGCAGUCGGCUGGCUUUUACUGGCCUCUCUUUUUCCUUUCGCCUUCUAGACUGGUAACUAGACUUGGCCAGAAACAUUAUAUAGGCAAUAAUAGGCAAAACAUAAAUGCUCUGGUAGGGUGACCAACCUAUCUAAGACCAGUUAUGAUUAAAUAGCAAAAAAAACAAAACCCUACUGCUUUAAUAUGUGCUGUAUCCAGAAUCAAGGUAAUCUGAGUGACUUGUGCUUUUACUCUGGUGCUGCAGCUGCCUAAUACCCACUGUAGAAUCACUAUUGAAAACUCCUGUAGUACUGGGACAAAUGUAUAGAGUCAGUGUUUCCCUAAUGAGACAGUCUGUGAGUGCAACAGGCUGAGUUAGCUAGGUGAGAUGCAUAAGAGCUGAUUUGAGUAGGAAAGCUGGGUGAAGCAAGCUGAUUAAGAGUUGUCAUGGGUUGCUCUUAAAUUGUGUGCAAAAUCACUGCCUCAUUUUAUAGUCUUUGUAUAAUGGGGCUAUAUAGCAUAUGCAAGCUUGUGUUUUGGGUUUAGCAGAUUCUCUGAGGUGGGGUGGAGCCAGACAACCCCUACUCUGCACUGAAAAUAGGUGGUAGGGUUAUUUGAGGCAUCACUUCCUUCUGUCCGGUUGCUUACUGUUGUCUACUGAAGGAUGGGGACUGACUAGGUAAGAAGGUGUACAUUACUUUGCCUAUAGAGCCUCUAGCCUGCCCUAGGCACCCUAUCCCACCCAUUCUCUCAGUACAGAAUGGGCUGUCUUGAGUUCUCCUUUCCCUCAAAAACUCAGUAGAACUGUCUGGCUUGUUUUGGUCUUUGUAAAGCUUUAUAUGACAAACUGUUACCCACAGGAGAAUGCACAUUUGAAUGUGUCCCAUUGCAGGUAAUGAGUUUAGAAAAUGAUCUAUGGGGCCUGAGCUGUUUAUAUAGGGAGGGUCUUGUGAGCUGAAGUAGGCUGUCUUCCAAACUUGUUAUCAAAUUAACAGCACUGCAUUUCCUUCAACAAGGGCUACACUUUCUAAAAUUAAAGUUAAUGCAAAGUU
This is a messenger RNA of Podarcis lilfordi (Lilford's wall lizard), 68116 nucleotides long. The record is from the annotation of a GenBank genome assembly. NCBI's taxonomy places the organism in Eukaryota, Metazoa, Chordata, Lepidosauria, Squamata, Lacertidae.